UUUCGAACCAAUCGGAGUCGUCCACAUGCCGCGAGCUUGAGGCUGGGGCAGCCUGGUCAUAAAAUGCUAUAGCGGCUGAGUUCGCCGCCACUAGGAGCGGGAGCUGCGCACAGAGCGAGUCUGCCCCCUUACACCGCGGACACCGAGCAGGCCCCGAGCCGGCCUCUGACAGGAAACCGCCAUUACCACCGCACUGCAUACCGCCCGUAACGACCUGCCCCGGCUCUCCCCGCUCGGUCUCUGAUGCAGGCAGCCCGGCAUCCCUGAGCCCCAGCCCGCCGCACCGACCCAGAGCAGGAGAACCGAGCCGGCUGUCAGAGCCCGCCAUCAGAGCCCGCGGUGUGACCCCCGGCAGGAGCCGGCACUGUAUGGGAAGCGGCCCGUGCUGAGCUGCGGAGUGUGAUCGGACCCCGUACCGUACCGUGUCUGUCGGAGGUCCCGGGGGGGAGAGCGGCUGCGGCCAUGGAGAACGCGCACACCAAGACGGUGGAGGAGGUGCUGGCUCACUUCAACGUGAACGAGAGCACGGGGCUCGGCCUGGAGCAGGUCAAAAAACAGAAGGAGAGAUGGGGCCCCAACGGUACGUGCUGGGGGAGGCGGGGGGCUUUCAUAACAUCUCACAGAGAGUGGAGGGGGGGGAGGGCAAUUACUGGGCGAGCUGGGGCCCCCCAUGGUAUCUCACAGGGAGGGGGGGCAAUUACUGGGCGAGCUGGGGGCCCCCAUGGUAUCUCACAGGGAGGGGGGGCAAUUACUGGGCGAGCUGGGGGCCCCCAUGGUAUCUCACAGGGAGGGGGGGCAAUUACUGGGCGAGCUGGGGCCCCCCAUGGUAUCUCACAGGGAGGGGGGGCAAUUACUGGGCGAGCUGGGGGCCCCCAUGGUAUCUCACAGGGAGGGGGGGGCAAUUACUGGGCGAGCUGGGGGCCCCCAUGGUAUCUCACAGGGAGGGGGGGCAAUUACUGGGCGAGCUGGGGGCCCCCAUGGUAUCUCACAGGGCAGUGGGGGCUGAGGAAACCAAUUUGGGGCCCCCCUGGCAUAUUCUCUUUGUCUGCAUGUGAUCAUAUCGAUGAGAGACUACAGCUCCCAUCAUGCUGUGUCAGCCCGGGGGGAGGGCUAUGACAGCAGAGCUAUGAGUCCUCCCUCCGCAGGGUGACUCACUGACCGGCACAUUGCAGCAUUCAGGCUGAAAGCGCAAUCUGGAACCUGCUCUGGCUCAGCUAUUUUGGCCUGAAAUGUGCAAUUCCUUCAUACAUUAGCGGGGAUUCCAGUUUAAUGACUGAGCCUGCCUGUCUGUGUGUCUGUCACUGUAUAGCUGGUUACAGUGUGAGCUACAUUAAUAUCCUCCUUAUAGAUUGAUUCUUGGCAGCCUGCCAGCUAUGGAUGUAGAAAAUCUAUCUAAGGACUUAUUAUAUAGCGCAUAGCCCAAUGAUGCCGAAAAGACAAGGACCCUAAGGCUUUUAGUCUUUAAUGUAAUGCACUUGUAGGAUCCCCUAAGACCUUCUUGUAAAGGUCAUAAUCGGUCACUUCCAUUAUAUUGUAUGGAAUACUAAGACCAAUAAUGUUUACAAUCUUUAAAACUAAAUGAGAAUUAUUUUUUCCCAAAGAUGUCACCCCGACCUUAAAAUGAGAAUUUCUCCAUCUGCCAAUAUUGGUUGUAUAUUUGUUCAUUACUUUGUAUAAGAUGGUUUGGCUGUGCAGUGUGAGCUGUCCUAUAAACCUGCUGUGGAUGCUCCUUUUCAAUAACCUGUUCUGGAGUGUUCUAUUGCCACAUGAAUAAAGAAGACCUUGUACCACUUCCUGUAAGGCCUAUCCCUUGUCUAGCCGGCAUCUCCAUGAUACUAGGAUUAGAGAAGAUGGCUGCCUGGAUGAAACCUCGUGUUUUUUUUUUUUUUAUGCAAUAACCGGUCUCUCCACUUCCUUGACAUCUGCCUUUGAUAUUGAUUUUAAUCUUGAGUGUUUAUUUUAAAUCCCUUAAUCAGCCUCACCCCAUAUGCAAGAUUCUUACUGCAGUCGGUUAUAUUAAGUUCUUUUUUUAAUCUGAGGUAGGGAAGCUGCAUAUAAGCAAAUGUGUAAACUAGUCAGUUUGUGCCAGGAUAUUUUCUGUUUUAAGAACAUUUGGUUAUGUAUAAGCACUUGCAGAUACAGUAUAGUAAAGAAUUUGUUUCCUAUAUUAAAUAUGAAACCUAAACCAUUUGAUUAUCAGUAUCCAAUAAAUACUGCAUAGACAAAAACUUGACCUUCUACUAUAUUAUUGGACAUAGCAGCUAAUUUGGUCAUUUCUUUAUCGGUGUAUAGUCGAUUAAAUGUGCUUAUAAUUUGGUGCAUCUUGGUAUCUGUAUAGAGAAAUCCUACUAGAAUGUACCUGCUUAGAAUGAUGACUUGGCAUAAAACAGUGCUCCUUCUUGUUUCACUUGUCCCACAUGCAAGUGUGCUGUCUGUGGCAUAUUGUUUGGCCUCAAUGACUCUCUAGGUAUAUGUAGCUUGUGUAGCUAUUCCCAUUUUUAAUGGUUUUAAAAAAUUUUUUUCCUUUUCUUCCCUAUUCUGCUUACAGAACUACCCGCAGAGGAAGGUAAGAAAUUAUCUCAAUGACCAGACUAUGUAAGUCCAUUUGAUUUGAACUUUGCCUUGACAAAUGUCUCUUCUCCAGGUAAAACGUUAUGGGAGUUGGUGAUUGAACAAUUUGAAGAUUUAUUAGUUAGAAUUUUGCUUCUUGCUGCUUGUAUAUCAUUUGUAAGUAUUCUAGCGUUUCCUAAUACUAAUGUACUUUAAUAUAAAGAGUUAAUAUGCUUAAGAUAAUAGAUUUAAGUAGUGCCUUUUUUUUCUGGGCAUUUCUUUGCCUCCAAAAUCUGAAUUAAUAAAAUGCUUUUAAAAAAGGUCUCUUUACAUGACUGCCAAGUGUGUCUUAAUGCAAAAGUAUUUUUGUAUUUUUUUCCCCCUUCAUACAGCUAAAGCCCAGUUCUGCAAUCUCAGAGCAACUUUUUUUUUUUUUUUGUUGUUUUUUUUUAAUCUUGGCUUAAUCUAAAUUAAAAGCAAUUUCUCUGCUCAGACUUGAAUAUACCAUGUCACUUGGGUUUUGUUAUGGGAAGCAUAGUUGUUUUUUGACUUUUUUUAUUUAUUUUUGUAAAUUAUUGAAAUAUUAUUGCAGUCAGAAUUAUGGCAUUGAUAAUUUUUUGCCCCUGGUAAACCAUAUUAACUUGAAUAUCUCUGUAACAUCUCAUUUCAAUAACUGUUUAUCUUUUUGUUAAAUUAACGAAAAAAAUUCAAAAAAACCCCCAAAAAGGUGUGAGAUUUUUACAUAUAUCAUAAACGGUUUCUAUCAUUUAAGACUUUUUAUAGCACCGGCAGUGCUUUACAAUUAUAGAAAGAUCAGAUAAUAGAGGUGAAUGACUGUUCAAACAGACUUACAAUCUGAGACUUUGAGGUAUGUAGAUAUAUAUCUUUUGGAUGUCUUGCCUAGGGACACUUACUGGUAAGGUGGUCUGACUUGGUUUGAAACCUAGGUUGACCAGUUCAAAGGCAGUGACACUGUCACUGCUCUAACCAGCGGGAUACACACUAGUAAGUUUGGCUCAAAUUGCUACAUAACAAAAAACCUGUUUUGGGGGUUUAACUACUUUAUUUCACAAACUGAAUAUACAGUGCCUUACAAAACAUUGCUUUCUUGUAAUGUUUUUCCCUAAUUUUCUGAGGACUUGUAGAAGCCUAAUGGUGCAAAAACAGCAGCUUUUAAUUUAUGUACCAUAUUGCAUUAAAAUCCUGAACAGCCUAAAUGUCAUAUUUAAAUCUAGGCAAUAAUGCUUUAUAAAAAAAAAAAUGUGCGCUCACACACAAGUUAAGUUAAAUAUGACAGUCUUUCACAAUCUCACAUUCUCACUAUGAGGUGAAAGUUCAACCUGCUUUUUAUUGAGAGAACAUUCUAGGGAAUGGUGACCUGCUAAGUUUUAUCAAUCCUAGAUAUAAGAAACCUUUAAGAACUAAUGCUAAAUCUAACUUGUUUUGCAGUGUUUAAAAGCUGCAGCUGAAAGAUAUGCAACUCCCCUCCUCUCCGCAGAUCCUAGUUGCUAUUAAAUGGUUUACUAUUUGGAUUUCCUUUUUUAAUUUGGGGCUAGUUUCAAACAUGUAUCUAUUAUAUGCGUGAAUAUUCUGUCUUUGCAAAAAGGCGUCCAAGUUUAUUUAUUUUAGAUUUAUCUAUAUGAUCUUACCACAAUCCCUCUGUAGGCUGAGAAUUCCACAUCUAAAGAAAACAAAUGCAGUUUUUUAGCCUUUCCUCAUAACUGUUUUCCAUCCCUCUAUUACUUUUGUAGCCCGCCUCUUCACUUUAUCUAGUUUUGCAAUAUGCUUCAUUAAAACUGUAGCUUAAAAUUGCACUGAAUAUUCAAUGUUAAGUCUUACUAUUGAUUUAUAAAUAGGCAAAAUUAUAUUUGGAUCAUGUGAUUCAAAACCCCUUUUUAUACACUAUAUAUUGUUGCCUAGUUUGUGAUCUAUAAUUGUUCCCAAGUCCUUUACAUUAUAGUUGUCCCUAAGCCUUCUCCAUUUAACAUGCUUAUGGGUUCCUUAUUACAAAAUGCAUGACUUUGGGUUCCCAAUUUAUACAAAUUCAUUUGUAGAGAGAAGUUGUAUCACUUUCAGACUAUAAUCUUACUUAAUUUUUGUGUCAUCUGUAAUGACACAUGGUGAACAAUGUCCACUUCAAAAUAACCUAGAAUUAGAUUAGUUUCAUGUCAUUUUAACUCCUUAAGGACACAACUUCAGAAAUAAAAGGGAAUCAUGACGGAAUUUUUCUGUCAUGUGUCCUUAAGGGGUUAAUUGAUAUUAUUGGAUAUUAAUUCAAGACCGCAAGGCUUCUGAACACUACACCAUUUGCUUACUAUCCUGAAUAUUGAUCAUUUGUCUAUAUACAUUUUAUAGUUAAGUUACUAAAGUAGAUUAAACAGUUGAAUUUUUAUCUUGGCUAAAAGAAUAAUGAAUUCAGACUUUUCCCAAUAUGUUACACUUGUUGGAUAUUUUGUUCAAAUCCCAACAAAAACCUAUGCAAGUUAAUAUGUAAAGCACUUGGCAGUGGAGUUGAAAAUUUUGAGCAUGCAUCAUCAUGACUUGUUAAUUUUAUUCUUGUAUGUAAAAUAGUUUUUACUUUUUGACAUCUGAAAAAACAUGAUAAACUCUAGUUUACAUAAUAAUCCUUGAUGGAAAGAAAUUAUUUGUAAUGGUAAUUAUGUUUAUGAAGAAAAUCUUCAUGGUUUUUAUUUAGCUUGCUUUAAUAUGGUGUUCCAAAAGCACACCUGAGAGAUGCAGAUAGACCACCCCCUAUUUUCUGUGACAGGAAGUUGGCAUUAAAACCGUAAACGAUAAAAACCUAUUCAUCCAGGUUAUCACUGUCGAGACAUCUGGAUAAUAUGGCGGUCUGAAAGGCCUGCAGAGACAUGACGCUCAAAACGUUUGUCUGAAGAACUUGGCAAAGUCAAUCUGCCCAUAAUAAACUAAUAAAAUGCAUUACAGAUUAAAUAAUUUCGAAUUUUUGGGGUUGGAGCCCCAUACUAAGAUGCAGUUGGAUAAAUAUAACUUCUGCUUGCUCUCCUGCUUAAAGCUUUGUCUGAGAUUUAGUUUAACAUGUAAAUUUCUGAAUUGGUCUGAUCUAUGAUUGGCAGCCUAUUGAAGAUGUUGUGGUGCAGACGCUCCGCUUUAAGGCUAUUUUAGUUAAAUCUUAAUCUCUGUGUAGUUGCAAAGAACAAGGUGCAUACUCACAAAAUAGUCAUAUUUAUCACAAAUGUUUAGUAAGACUACAAGAGUCCCAUGCAAGAGUAGACAAAACAAAGGUUUUAUUCAGAAAGACUUGGUUACCAUUGGCUACCUCUCAUUCAUUGAACUGUAUAAAAUCACAGACAGACAACUCAAGACUCUAAAUGUAUAUUAUCAUUUAUAUAUCGCCAGCAUAUUCUGCUGUGCCUUACAAUUCUAAAAUAGGGACAUUUGGCAAGUAACUUACAUAAAUGGAUUAUAACAGGCAAGCAGUGAAGAAUGCUCUGCUCAAACAAGCUUACAGUCUAUGAUGGUCUGAAUCAGUACAUCUGGGUUCAGAAUGACGUGUCUGCUCCUCAGGACAGAAGGUCUGAAAGACCCCCCCUCCCCUCACAAAACCGUGAAUCAAUCAGCAGGUUCAAUAAAACUAAACAAACUAUUUUGAUAUUAAUGACACAAGGUUGAGUUUGUCUUGGUUAGAGGCUACAUCAGAUAGUAAAAACAAAGAAUAAGUAGGCUGGUAUCUUUCAAAGCUAAUCGCUAUUUAAAAUCACUAUUUGCUGUUGUCUCCAGAUCUGUUUGUUUGGCUGUGCUUGAAUUUGAUAUACACAAAAGCAACACGAUUCUUAAAUGUGCCUGAUGAUCUUUGGAGAGCAGCAGACUUGUGUGAUUUAUUUAUUUUUACCAAUGGAAUCCUUAAAGGAGCACUAUACACUUUAGCUUUCUUUAUGUGUAGGGUUUUUUCAUAUUUCCAGAAGUGCGGAUUUCAGUAGAAUUUGGCAUGUUUAUAAAUUAACUCUGGCACAUCGCAUAGCUAUCAAACAUGCAGCCCUGCUCCUGGGUGUUUUGCUCAGUAGCGCUAAGCCUGCAGCAAUUUUAGAUUAUGCUGUCAUUUAACCUUUCUUCACGAAUAAUCAAAGUAAAAUAUUCAAACCUCUAAUAUAUGAAACCCAUGUAGAGCUAAAGGCCCGCAGACUCGAUAAAGAAGAAUAUACCAAUCUUCAUGCCUGUUCCCCCUCCCCACCCGACAUUAAAACACAUAUCACCCAAUUUCUUUUUAUAGGGGUAAUUUUUUUUACUAUUUGACCAGUGUAAUCCUUGUCAAUUAAAAAAUCUUACUGCAUUAGUGACGAUCUCCAAAUAAAUCCAAUGCUUCUCUCUGUGAAAUUACUUCAUCUGUUAAGCACAUCUCAGAGUGAGUGUGACAGAACCCCCAACGAAUUGCUUGACAUUUAGGGGAUCUUACCAAGGGGUAAAAAAAAAUAAAUUCUCUUUUGAAUCACACUUCUCUAAAUUUAAGGCUGGGUUACUUGAUGGUAACCCCUAAAAAAAAAUCAAACUGAAGUUUUGAGUUAAAACUUCUUUUAAAUGCAUCAUACAUGAGGUUUUUAAAAAUGUAUUUUACUCGAAGUCAGGUAGGGCUAUAUUAUAAAGUGUUAGUUUCAGUUGUAAUAUACAGAUUUGUAUUUAUAUAUUUUUCCUUUUUUUCUUUUUUCUUUUCAGGUAUUGGCAUGGUUUGAAGAAGGGGAAGAAACAAUUACAGCUUUUGUAGAACCUUUUGUAAUUUUACUUAUAUUGGUAGCAAAUGCCAUUGUGGGUGUUUGGCAGGUAAGCAACUAUUUUGUGAUGAAACAAAGCAUAUUCUAGUAACUUUCCAAUACCUAUAUUGGAAGCGGUAUGGUAGCUGACUUGUUUUUGUUGACCAUAGUAAAUUAUAAAUAUGUAUAUGCAAAUACUGGUGUUAAUCUAAUAUUGAAGUAGUUUUAAAAAACAUAGUUUGAAAGUUGGUUAGUCUUCAAAUCUCCACUUGUGUUGCAACAUCCUGUUGCAUAAUGUGUUUAGUGUUUCCCUUUUUAACUUUCAUUACAGCUGGCUAUAAAAUUUUACCAACUUGUCGCGAAUCAAAAUUACAGCAGAUUUUUUUUUUUUUUUUUUUAUAGCGAGUAAAUGUAGUUGCUGGUGUAAUCCCUCCUUUUUUUUUUUUUUUGUAUGGACAAUACAUAUUUUACAUACAUACAUUCAAAUAUAGAGCAGUGACUUGACUGUCUUUGACGUCUCAGCCAGUUCAGGCCUUACCACCAAUUUCUUUUGGUGUACUGUUCUAUCCCACAAAUUUAUACCAAGUAAUGUGGAUAAGGAUUCUUGCGCUGCUUGUCAAUCACAAGGGGAAAAGGAAUAGAAAGCUUCUGUCUAAAAGUCCUCUGUUUGAUAUACACAUUGGUGUACAUGGUCCCAAUUAGAUCCUAUGGGAGGGAAGUACUUCCCAGGUAACCCAUAGAUGAGACCAUAGCAUUCGUGUAAUGUCCAUUUUUUAUUUUUCUUCUCACUUUACCUUUUGUCAAAAUGUGUCAAUUCUGUGACAUUUUAUUUAUAACUCUCAGGAGCGAAAUGCUGAAAAUGCUAUUGAAGCACUUAAGGAAUAUGAACCUGAAAUGGGCAAAGUCUACCGACAAGACAGAAAAAGUGUACAAAGGAUUAAAGCCAGAGAUCUUGUGCCUGGAGAUAUUGUUGAAGUUGCUGGUAAGAGACUUGAUAGUUGGUACAUUUGUGCUCUUCCAUUCUGGAGUUCUUGUUUAUUUUGGAAAAGUAUGUAAUGUACAGUGAGUUUCAGAACUAUGGCAUAUGCCUCUACUUUAUAUAGAAAACAUGCUUGAUAAAUAGUGCCCUUCUUGGCUGUUUAGCUGAGGCAUCCCAACCUCCCAGAUAUUGCUGAACAACAACCCCAAUGAUUCUCUGCCCAUCUUUUGGAUUUAAAGAAUUACAGAGGUUGUAGAUCAUAAUCAUCUGGGGGCCAGAGUUUAAGAUCCCUGGUCUUGCUUGCUUGUCUGCCAAAAGAAGCACUACUAAACUCCACAGUAUUAACCAGUAUUUUAUAUAUUUAGUUGCUCAUUUUAUUUUGAUGUCUGGUAAAAUGUAAAUUGUUUUACUCUGAUACAUACUGUGCCAUUGGAAUUGCCUCUGUUAUGGCCCUUAAAAUACAGGAAAAAUAAGGAGCAGACCUACUAGGAUAUGCUGUGUGUACAAAAUGCUGCCUUUGUAGACAUAGAAAGGUACAGCAAACUUUUCAGUGUUCAUGUUAUGGCCCUCACACAGGGUGAGGUAACUAUUUAAACCUCAUUUUCAGGCUCUCAUUUAUGGGAAGGUUCAGAGUAUUGGUACAUCUGUAUUACGUCUGUUAUGUUGAGGUAUAAAAAUGCAUAUAAUACCCUUUUUUUGUGUUUUUGUAAUACCACAUUUAGUAAUGUAAUUUGUUUCACUAUGCAGUUAAGCUAUUGGGAAAACAAUACUUUACUUUGACCUCUAUCCAUAGGGUAUGUCUGGAUAACAUUGUAUGUUGCAAUUUUUAAAUAGGUGCAUAACGCCACCUACUGUGAGUAGCACUUAUUUCAAGUGAACAAACUACUCCUAUACAUAUACCCAAAAGAAUACAAGGCUAACUUCCAAAUUAUCUGUCUGCAGUUGCAUAUUGCAGUAGUUAUCAAUGAUAUUAUAACUUGCUGUAUGAUUACUAUGCUGCAUUGUUUUGUAUGUUAGAGAUUCAAGGUUGCAUUGAAUUGAGCAUAUGCUGUUAACUUAUUUCUGCACGCUUUGCAUAUUACGUGUCUGUUAAUAGAUGUACAGUUCUUUCUAUGGUUGAGACCAGGGAUUGGCUGAGAUAUUUGUCCUGUUUCCUGGUUAAAGCUGCCAUUACCUGAGCCAAGUCAUAAUGCUGCAGGAGCAACAACUGCUUAGGUAGAUUGGGGUUAUUAAGCAUUAUAAACGAAGAAGCUAUUUCAUUAAAUGUGCUUGAAAAAGCACAGAAUGUAUAAAAGCAGUCUGAUGUUAAAUCUUUAACCCCUUAAGAACAAAACUUCUGGAAUAAAAGGGAAUCAUGACAUGUCACACAUGUCAUGUGUCCUUAAGGGGUUAAAGAAAUAACAGUGCAAAUUUAUUGAGUGCCUGCAAUAUUUAUAACCUGGUGUUAAUGUGACUGGAACCAUUGCUGUUACCUUUAUGUUUAGUAUAGUAUGUACUUUGCCAUAGAAUGUGUAGAGAGAUGUCCAUGUAGGGGAAUGGAAGAGUACCUCACACACGGAUGCAUAUCUCAAAAUGAAAUUCUAGGCCUCAUGCCAAUGACAUUUGUAUGUCCAAGCCAAUUUGUCUUCAGUGACAGUGGUGAAAAUGACUGACUGUCAAACCCGUUAAUGGCAUCUCUAAAGUCCUUUGUCGGAUUUUUGUUUGUUGGUUUGUAAUGUUUAUAUUAACUCUUUGGAUAUUUCAUCUCGUAUUUUCAUCUAGUUUCCAAGCAAAUGUUGUUUCUCACCCCAUUCUGCCCAAAUUUUAAUGUUGUCCAAAUUAGAUUGCAUAGAUUUAGCCUUUUAGACUUCAUCUGUUGCAAAAAUAAUAGAAAAGGUUGAAAGGAAGAACAAGUAGUAUAUUUUAAAACCUUUGCUUAGUCAUACUUAUAGUCAAAUUGAUUUAUUAGCCUUGAUUAACCUAUAGGAAUCCCAAUUUUAAUGUAGCUUAUUCAACCCAUUUGUAAGGAGUGUAUGCAACCUACUACAACCCUGAAGCAGUGUGUUUGUGGUACAAUAUGAGGUGGCUUGAUGGGCCCUGGAAACCACUGAUCUAGAUAACUGUAAUGGUUAGAGUGCUGUUUGCAAUAAAACACUUUUGAUCAGCUGUAAAUACUGUGUUUUUAGGACAUUACAGCGAAAGCCUCCUAGUUCAUUAAAAAUGUUUCCUCAAAAUGAGUUUGUCGUACUUUGUCUAAUAAAGGCUUGGGUAAAGAAGAAAACCCAUAAUUGGCUUCUGCAGUUAAAUGAUAUCCAAAAAUGGCAAUUAUUUCUGUAUAGCUACAUAGUUGGCAUCCCAAUUUCCUCUCAUGUCAGAUGAGAUCAACAUAUCACUUUUCUUAUUUUACAUUUAAUUCAAGUAAAGAAUUUCGACUAUGGUUUGUAAGCUAGAAAUGUAGUUAGACUGUGUCAUUAAUGCAGGACUAUUAAUUCAAUUUCCAUAUACUUAUUUGUUCCUGUCAAUAUUUUCCUACAUAGUGAUGGUUGGAAUGUGAAAUUUGUAUGUUUGUGUCAACUCUGUGAUCCCAUAUAGCAGUUUAUCAUAAAACAGCCAUCAUCACCCACAUAUAGUCCCCUAGUUGGUUCAGGAGCUCUGUAUUGGUUAAUCUUUUUUUUUUUUUUUUUUAUUAUUAUUAUAAACUAAAUGGUCUGUUAUUAGGAGCACAUUUGUGUCUAUUCUAAAAAGUCUAUGCUCAUUGAUAUUAGUGGAUGGUCUGGCAGCUGAGGUACUUUCUUGGUGACUUACUGUUUACAGUAGAAUUGGCAUUUCAUUAUAUGCAGAGAUUAAAGUUGUGUGCUUUUGUAGCAAUAUUCAAAUUUAAUAUAUGAUGGAGUUAAUACCAACACAUGCCCACUCGGCAAUUUAGUUACUAUGCCUCACUUUUGAUUUUGUGAGAAGUGUAAGCCUUUGUAAUUUAAUUCACCUCUUUUUUCAAAUGUCUUGCUGUACUAAUGGAUAUGGUGGAGAAUAUUGCUGUUUUGACCUCAAUACCUUCUGUCAUCUGAACCUCGCCCCUUGAUAUAAUUAAAAAUUUUACUCCAAAGUGUAGAAAGCUAUUGGUGCUGGUUACUUAGCCUGUCAUUGCCAUCCAAGCCUCUCCAUUAUCUUGGUGACACUGUGGGGGCCGGGAGUUUGGUUCCAGGAGAGCCCUGUAGUUUGUUUUUUGGGGGGGUAGUAAACUAAAUCAUAGUGGUUAUGAUGCAUGGUGUACCUUUUUAAUGUGCAGUUCUGUGUAUCCCUCUUCUAACAAACUAAUUUUGCCAACUUGCAAUUGGUAGCUUACAGUAUUGAUGAUCAAUAAUAUUAUUGCAUAAAGCUCUGCAGAAUGCAUGCUUAUGAGUGCAUAUAUUACUGUAGACUGCAUGUGAUGACAUUUUCUCGUAUGGCAUUAUGGCUUUGAGAAUGGGAAAUAGGGUUACUAAAGUAGAAAUAUCUUUGGCGCUUUUUUUCGCCCUUGUCCCUGGUAUCGGGGAUUUGGACAGCAAUCAAAGGGAAAUUAUGUUACAAAUGGAGUCAACGUUUUAGAUGGAGAUCCAAUAUUUAUUGUUGCUAUGAUCAUGAUACACAGUGUGUGUGAGAUAACUGUAUGGACCAGCUGCUAUCUUUCAUCUCCAUGCAAACCAGCUUGUGGCACCAGGAGUGCAGAAAAUAGUUUUCCCAUUUUUGGCCUUGUUCUUUGUUCAGCGAUGCCUCUUACUGUUAAAGGGCAUCUUUGACUGCUAUUAAUUUUGAUGGAGGGAAAUUGUACAAAAUGGUAAAAUAGUCUAUUGCAUGGAAGCAAUCCAAGUUAAAUAAAACAAACUACCAGUUACAGUCUGAACGUGAGCUUCUAACAGGCUAUUGCCUCUAGUUGCAUAAGCAGUCCCACUAGGGAUGUAAUGCACAUGUGGGUUCACACAGUAGAAAGCUCCCAGUUUACAUUUGUGACUUGUACAUUAAAAUACAGAUCAACCAAUUCUAGUUUUUCGAGAGCCAAUUCUGAUAAAGAUUAUUGGUUUCCUUUUGGGCCGAUUGUCGAUAACGGAUACCGAUAUUCUAUACAUUUUAAAGUGUUUUUGUUUUUUUUUUUUGUUUUUUUUUUUUUAAAGACCAGACAAUUUCUACACAAAUCUAGUAUUAACUGAAUAUGCUGUCGGCAAUCACGCUCAAAUCACUCUGUAUGUCAGCCCAGUACAUUUCAGUAUUCACAGGGAGAAAUAAAGUGAGGUUGUGACAUGGCACCUCUUUGGCUGACCACUAGAAUUUUCGGGUGCGGAACACUGGGAAAGCAAAUCAUUGGUAAAUACAAUUCAUUGAUUCAAUUCCUCUCUAUGAGGAGAUGCUGAUUGGCCAGGGCUGUGUUUUGAAUCAUGCUGGCUCUGCCCCUGGUCUGCCUCCUUGUCAGUCUCCGCAAAUCCUAUGGGGAAGCAUUGAUUGGAUCAGGCUACCACUUCUGAUGUCAGCAGACAGCUUGUUUUUUCUGAGACAAACAGCAUGCAGAUCUACAUCUUCAGGCUUGAAUGCUGUAAGAUUUUUGAUAGAUAUAUAGAUAUUAUUUAUGGAGGCAUGAGGAGCCAAAGGGGGCUAGAUGGUGGUUUUAACACUAUAGGGUCAGGAAUACACGUUUGUGUUCCUGACCCUCUAGUGAUCCUUUAAUUUACAUGCUCGGCCAUGACUUCUCUCAUAAGAAUUUCCCAAUAGGAAAGCAUUAUUCAAUGCUUUCCUGUGGUGUUUUGGGUGAUGCUGGAUGUCCUCAUGCAUAGUCGCCUAACCACCUGGAAGUCCCUCUUGUGGCUGUCUGGUAGACAGCCACUAGAGGUGAAGUUAACCCUAGAAAGUAAUUGCAGUUUUCAAUAAUUACCUGAUCAGGGUUAAGGGACUUAAUGAGCUGAAGUGGUCUGGGUCUCUUUAAGCCAAUGUCACAGAGGGCGUAUGACAGUGAAAGAUUUAUAAUGUAAGAAGUAAGUUAUAAUGUGAAAAACAUAAACAUCAAAUCUUUUUAUUUAUUUGUAUAUAAUUCUAGGAAGAGCACAACUGAAAAUGGGUAGUAAGUAGUGUGGUAUUAAAAGUACCGUGUGCUCUUUUUACCUCUUAAGGACCAAACUUCUGGAAUAAAAGGGAAUCGUGACAUGUCACACGUGUCAUGUGUCUUUAAGGGGUUAAGGAACAAAAUCCGCUCCCAUACCGGAUAUAUACAAAUAAUAGAAAUAAUAAUGAUCCCAAGGCACACCAAGGUUUUGCACGUAAGAAAAGUGUUUAUUCAUGCAUAAAGAGUACAUCAAAAUAUCCUGACAAAGUGCAUAACCAGUUAAUAGUACCAAAACCACAAUAAUAAUAAUAAUAAAGUGCUAAAUGCAAACACCCAUUAAAAAUGUAUACUGACCAUGAGCAGGAGAAAUAAGUUUCGGCUAUAAAGCAUACCUCUGGGGGACCUCUCAGAGGAAGGCUUCAUUGCCGAAACGUUUUGGGUUUUCAUUUCUCCUGCUCGUGGUCAGUAUACCUUUUUAAUGGGUGUUUGCAUUUAGCACUUUAUUAUUAUUUAUUGUGGUUUUGGUACUAUUGGUUAUGCACUUUCUUUCUGUCAGGAUAUUUUGAUGUACUCUUUUUAUGCAUGAAUAAACGCUUUUCUUAUGUGCAAAACCUUGCCUUGGGAUCAUUAUUAUUUCUAUUUAAUUGUAUGUAAUAAACAACAAUGUGAUUACAGCACAAGAAAGUGUAAUUGAACAGAACUGAAACCCUUUUUUUCUAUUGUCUUGUGUGUAAAAAAAUAAAAAUAAAUAUAUUAGUUUAGAGCUGUGAACAAAAAUUCUAAACUUAGUCCCUUUUUAAAAAAACUUGCAUUAAAAUGUAUUCUUACCACUUUUUUUUUUCCCUCCAUUUCUAGUUGGUGACAAAGUACCAGCUGACAUACGCCUUACAUCUAUCAAAUCCACAACUUUAAGAGUCGACCAGUCUAUUCUCACAGGUAUGUGUUUUAUUUAUUUUAAAUUUGUUUUAGUUGUCCCGUGUGAUAGUUGAUUUCAGAAUUUGUAGGUAAGGGGUUAAAUCUGCAUUUAAUCUAUUCCACUUACAUACAGUUUAUGCCGUUGGUUUAAAAAUGCCCUUGAAUAGCUAUCCUUGGACUGUCGCAAGUGAUGGGUUUCAUCUUUCUAUUAAUGCUGUUUGUCCAUAUUCAAAUCUGUUAAAAAGGCCAGUACCUCUCAAAUUUUGCAAAGCCUUGUGUUGGUGCCGUGAGUGUUCCUACGCUGUCCAUUUAACUUAAAAGAACAGAAAUGUUAACAUUGUUAAGGUUUGGGGAAAAAAAUAAUUCCAAAGCACUCUACAACUGCUGGGAGAUGAUUUAAUGUGUAAACAUAAAACAAAAAUUGUCCUCUGCUUCCGCCUUUGUUUUAGGAUUAAAAAGAGAGAGAGAGAGAGAUAUCUCUUCUGCCCCAUCUUUCAUUUUUUCUAAUUCCCGCAAACUGCUAGAAGCAUUUGUGGACUAUUUAAAACUGGCAAUAUUUAUAUGUUGGGCAUUUAAUUAUUUUUCUCAAACCAAUGUAUCUCAAAAGUUGGACAAUGUGGAUCUGUUUAAAUUCCACAUGCUACAAUGAUUUUUGAAUACUCCAUCACAGGGUCAAACGAAUUUCUUUUUGUGGUUUAGCAUUUUAAAUUACAACACUUGCUAAUCUUGCUAGUAAAAAAGAGGAGCUACUUUUAGAAUUUUAAAACUCCAUACUGCUAUAAAACCAGUAAAAAGUAAUUGUAAAUCAGAACUGAUGGAACACUAUUCUAUAUAAAAAUGAGUGGGGGGGAAAGUGGACGUUCCUUCUAAUUUUUGUAUUUUUUCACAAUAUUGUAAGCAAACUGUUUACAUCUGCCUUUUUCCCCCCACUCCAUAGGAGAGUCUGUAUCUGUUAUUAAACACACUGACCCAGUCCCCGAUCCUCGUGCAGUGAAUCAAGAUAAAAAGAACAUGCUAUUUUCUGUAAGUACAUAUAGGUUUUUACUGGAUGUACCUUUGAACUUUAUUAUAUACAUUUUUUCUGGUAUUUGUGUAUAGAAAGUUUUUUUUGUUUUUUGUUUUUGUGUGUGUGCGUUUUUAACAAUGCCUUUUAGGGCAUAUGUGACCCCUGUGUAUUCCUGCUGGAUAUGGGAGGCGACCGCAUGAACUUUAUUGAGGACAGUGUAUAUAACUUCUGUUGCAGACCUCAAACAUUACUAAGGGUACCUGCAGAAAUCUAAAACACAAAGCCUCUGUGCUUAUUUGCAUGUCAAGCUGGGAAAUUUAUGGAAAUAUGAUUUAUAGAGUUUUUGUGCCGAAGUGUGACUUUCCAAAGUCCAUCUUGAUAUAUGAAGGUGAUACAGAGCAGUAAUUUCUAUAUAUAGUUUUGAUUUAUGUAAAAUUUCUCUUUUGACUGGUUUCUGCCAAAUUUGAAGGGUUGGAUUAUUGCAGCACAUGAUUUAUUAUUUGCCUCCUAUCUAACAUUACCAUUACCUGCCAGUCAGACAGGACCUUGGCUGUUAAACCGCGAUCUGUGUGUACAAUUCGGAUCAAAGCUCUGUCCUGUAAAUCUGUCAAAUUCAAACUACCCUGCCUGUUGUUUUGCAGGCUCUUCCUGUCUUUAGGCACAGUAAAGAGCCAGGUAGUUACUGGGGCCAUCCUGCAGGCUUUUAUAGUGUUUUAUGAUUGUUCAUUGGCUAUAUUAAUUAACACAGCCAUUAAGAAAAUAUAUUGAGUUUUUUUUCAUUGAAGAAGCUGGUUAUGGGGCAGGAGAUGUACUGUAUCUUUCAUCAUAAAAAUGGUGCCUGUAAGAAAUAAUUUGUAUCUAUUUUUCAUUUGUCAUUCUUUAUAUCUUAACCCUAUGAGUGCCAAACGUAGACGUGCCUGAUUUGCAGAGUUAAAUGUUUGUAAACAUGUUCUCUUCUUUGAAAGAUCUUAAUAGGUGGCAAAUGUAUCAUUACGGGUUUUUGCUAACCAUCUUAAAAUAUGAAUAUAAAUGGUAUAAAGUGACAGUGCUACAUAAAACAUUUUAUCUAUUAAUAGAACGUGUGUGUCUGUGUGUAUUUAAAAUAUAUAUAUUUUUCCUUUAUAGGGUACAAACAUUUCUGCUGGCAAAGCUAUUGGUGUGGUAGUAGCUACGGGAGUAAACACAGAAAUUGGAAAAAUCCGUGAUGAAAUGGUAGCAACAGAGCAAGAGCGGACCCCUCUGCAGCAGAAACUUGACGAGUUUGGCGAGCAACUUUCAAAAGUUAUCUCUUUGAUUUGUAUUGCUGUUUGGAUCAUCAAUAUUGGACACUUCAAUGACCCUGUCCAUGGAGGUUCUUGGAUGCGAGGGGCUAUUUAUUAUUUUAAAAUUGCAGUUGCCCUUGCAGUUGCAGCUAUCCCAGAAGGUUUGCCUGCUGUCAUCACCACUUGUUUGGCUUUGGGAACCAGGAGAAUGGCAAAGAAGAAUGCAAUUGUUAGGAGCUUGCCAUCAGUUGAAACACUAGGCUGUACAUCUGUGAUCUGCUCUGAUAAGACUGGUACUCUUACUACAAAUCAGAUGUCUGUGUGUAGGGUAAGAUCUUUUUAAUUGCUAUACUUUCCACUUCUCACCUGGGUAAUCUUAACGAAGUGUGCUGCUUGAAGCUGCUCCAUUGAUUUCACAAACACAAGCUUAAAUAUACAUAUCAAUACAUUAUUUCAGCUCAACUUUGUUAUAUUUCAGAUUAUAACGGUUCGUUAUGUACAGAUGCUGUAAUGAAUGAUUGGAUUGGCUUGCAAUGGCUUGUAAACCUUUUAAUCUUGUGGUAUUUCUGUCUAGACACCAAAUUGUCAUCCCUAAAAUAUAAUUCAGAUCCUAUCAUAAAGAUAUGUAAUCUUUAUGAAAUGCUCAUAAAGACUGAAAUACCAAUGUAGUAAUAAGGGUAUCUUAAAACAAUGUGGGGACUACGUGCCCAUACUUGACAAAAGGUGGAGUUGCCGUCGUCAAGUUUUCUCCCUUCCCACUGCUGUCGAUAAAAUGUAUUUUUUAUGUAAAUUAUCGAAAUACAACACUGUCUCUGGUUAAAGUAGCUCUGUCAUCUGUACCUGUCUCCUUCAGCUCCUGGUGCAUCAGCGGCCAGGAGCCCAUGUCCGCAUUAUACACUUGCACAUGCAUGAUCUUUAUGAAAUACUAAUUUUGAAGGAGAGGAUGACAUGCUGCUUUAAGGACUUUGUCUUAUUUACAUUCCCUACAGAUUUUCCUAAAUGCACCCGGUUAUUGCUUAAAGGAAAACUAUAGUGUUAGGAAUACAAACACUAUUGUGCUCUCUAGUUGUCAUCUUCAUUAUACAGCCUCAUGCUAGGCUAAAAAUCUAUAUUUAAUGCUGCAUAACCAUUGGACUGUAAUGUCUAAAAUUUUAUUUUUUAAAAUAAAUACCAUUAAAUUAAAGGAACACUAUAGGGUCAGGAACAUAAACCUGUAUAGUGUUAAAACCACAAUAUAUCCCUUGCACGCCUAAAUAUAGUAAAAUUGUACUUUUAUUCCAGUCUGCAGUUGCUGGUUUUGCCCCUGAGCUGCCUGCUUAGCUGACAUUAGAAAUGUUGCACAAAAGCCUAUAACAAUGCUUUUACAUUGGAUUGGCUAAGACUGUCAAGUAGGCAGAUCAGGGGCCAGCACAAGCCAAACAAGACCCUGGCCAAUCAGCAUCUCCUCAUAGAGAUCAAUGCAUCUCUAUGAAAAAAGUUCAGUGUCUUCAUGCAGAGGGUGGAGACACUGACAGUACUGCACCUCUAGCAGCCAUCUAAAGAGUGACCAGUGGAGGUUAUAAUGUAAACACUGCCUUUUCUCUGAAAAAAAUUUACUGCAAAAGGGAAUGAUUACACUCACCAGAACAAAUACAAUAAGGUGUAGUUGUUCUGGUGACUAUAGUGUCCCUUUAACCCCUUAAGGACCAAACUUCUGGAAUAAAAGGGAAUCAUGACAUGUCACACAUGUCAUGUGUCCUUAAGGGGUUAAAAUACAAAAUCUGAUUUUAAAUAAAAAUCAAACCUGUUCUUAAAUGAUAGAUACACAUUUCGAUUAUACAUUGUUCUAGCAGCGUUGCUAGCAAAUGUCUGGAUUUCUCUAAAAUCACCAAAUAAAAAAAAAAACCAUUAUCUGGCCAUUAAUUGUCUCACUUGCUACAUGAAGUCUUCCUUCACACCAUAACACUUUCUAAUGAAUGUUACAGUAACAAUCACGGAGGAGGUAUUUGUUGCUUUUUGCUUUUCUUCCAGAUUUGGGUGCUGCUUUUAUAAUCUCAUUGCUGUUGAGAGCAUGAUGACUUUUAUGAGAAUAGUUACUGCCUGUAAUAUGUCAGCUUGGCAAAUGAAGAGAAAAACGCAGUCAGAAUUGGUUGUUUUUGUGAUGCUGGAAGUGUGCACUACUCCCUUUUUUAUUUUUUCCCUUCAUUUUAUUUAGUAGUGAAUAUCUAGAUGAUCUUUUUACAUACUUGUGCUGGCAUCAGUGAGCUCAUUGGACCAUGUGGAUCAGUAGAUUAAUAUCUUCAGUGAUGGAAAGACAGGAAGAGGUCUCUGCCAGGUAGAAGGCAAAAAAAGAAUAGGAAGUAUUGUGCUCAGAUGUGUUGGACUUAAAAAAUGAUUCCUGUUUGUUAAAUGUUUUUCAGUCUAUGAAAAUGUUUGCAGCACAUUUCCGAGUAUUUACAAUUUCACAACUCUUUAUGUUAAGAAAGAUAUUGGAUUUGUUUUCUUGGGUAGCUGCUCAUUGAUCAUUCCACAAAGCCAAUGUAUUCCAAAGAAAACAGUGUUUGCCUGCAUUUCCAAAGUCACCUUGAAUUUUUGAGCGGCACGGCUAUAUUUUCUGGUUUGCUCUUUCAAACUAUUAUUUCCUUCAAUUAUUACAUCUCUAGUCAGCCCAGCCUGUGGUGCAUUGUCUUGCUGCUAAAUUGACCGUUCAUCCAUGACUGACUUUCUGUCGCUCGCAGCAUUCUAAAUAGAAAUGGGAGUGAGCUAUUGACAGAAUCAUAAAAUAAAGUUGUCUCUCUAAAGAUUUCACUUCAAAUAACCAUCUUUUUAUGUAGCUCGAGGGGCAAACAAUGAUUGAAUAAGCCCUAGAAAAUGGAUUAUUGCUUCAUUCACAUACCCUUUUUUAAGGCUUUCUGCUUCAGGACUACAGCUACACAGAAUUGAAGAUGGUGAAAACCUUUUGAAAUUUUUUUUUCUUUUUAUAAAAAAUGUAAUUCCCUAUUGUAGAAAUCUGUAACGUGACUUAUGAAUGAUGUGCAGGGUUACUGAUUUCAUCUGUACGUUAAUGAAACUUGCAUUUCUAUGCUGGGGAGCAGAUGCUUAUUGGUAUUCACAAGGAUACUACUUGCAGUGCUGUUUUCAUAAUUCCUGUAUUUGGAGAGUUGUUUUUGCUAAGAAAGGAUUGUUCAAUUCAAUAUUUUGUCGCUGUAAUGACAUUUAUAUUUUGCAAUAACUGGGAGGGGGUCCCUUUGUAUGCUGCAAUAUUAUAUAUCUACCGUAUUUUCCGGCGUAUAAGACGACCCCCAACUUUUCCAGUUAAAAUAUAGAGUUUGGGAUAUACUCGCCGUAUAAGACUACCCCUCUUCCAAUGCACACCAAAUAAAAAUUAGCCAUGAUGUACAGUGAGCAGGCAGAGCUACACAGCAAGACUCCCCAAUCCUCCCUACAUUCUUCUCACCUCACCUUCCCUGUGCAGGGUGGGUGGCCGAGCUCCUCUUCGUCCUGUCAGUCCGGCCGGGUACCGCGCGAUACAGGAGAUUCAGUUACCUGUUCCCGGCCGGACUGAAAGGAAGUGAGCACUCAGUGUGCACUUCCUUUCAGUCCAGCCGGGAACAGGUAACUGAAUCUCCUGUACCGCGCGGUACCCGGCCGGACUGACAGGACGAAGAGGAGCUCGGCCACCCACUCUGCACAGGGAAGGGGAGGUGAGAAGAGAGGCAGUGCGGCAGCCGUCUGAGCGCUCUCUAUAGAGCGCUCAGGCGGCUGCAGCAUUAGAAGGGCCGGCGAUGGGUGCGCAGGGCACCCCCGGAAGAUAGAUAUAGAUAGAUAGAGAGAGAUAGAUAGAUAUAUAGAUAUAUAUAUAUCUUGAUCGACCCCCGACUUUGGAGAAGAUUUUCCAGGGUUAAAAGUCAUCUUAUACGCCAGAAAAUACAGUAUAUGUUUGCUUCCCUUCCAUUUUUUUUUUCUCUUCAUUUUAUGAAAGUUAAACCCUUAAAGACUAAGGCAAUUGUACAAGUAUUGACCAAAACCUAGAACUUGAUCUAUGUCUUUUAAACCACAAUUGACUUCUUUCAUAUUAAGUGCCCCUACACUUAAUAUAAUUUUAUUCAGGAGAAAUAGGGUGUUCAUUUCACAUCCAACAUUUAUAUCUGAAACUAUAUUUUAUUUUCCAAGUUCAUCAUGGUAUUUUUAACUGUGAAUGUUAUAAUACUGUGUUUCUACUGUAAUAUAAUACACACAGUUGUAUUUUGUGAUGCCACCCCAUGUACAGCUGUUUGGUGUUUUAAAGUUAUAGGAUCAAAUCUAGGGCUUACCCAUUUCAGUUUGUACACAUUGAAAUUUGUCAGGUUGUUUUGCUGGGCCUAUGUUGUCUUUGAGACUGUAUGGCAGCCCAGGAAUGCGAAUUACCCCCAUCAUGUCCUACCAUUUGAUGAUUCAGGGUAUUCAAAAUGGGGUAUGUCCAGCCUUUUUUUUAUUUUAUUUUUUAUUUAUUUUUUAAUUCUUUAUUUUGGUUGUGCAGAUAAUUACAGGUUCUCAACAGAUGCCACAACGGCGUGUUUCAGGAGUUACAGAAAUUAAAUUGUGGCAUAGAAGUUUGCACAUUUUCUUUAUAUAGAGAUAACAAGCUUGACUGAACAUUUAUCUUGUUAGAAUAGCAUUUGGGUAAAUGAUAUUCAGCAGGUUAGGUGUGCUAGUUAGCUGGACAGUUGUGAUGUAGGUUGUAGGCAUUGUGUUUGUUAAUGGUGUGUUAGGAGAGACAACCACAAUACAAUGCUAGCUAGACAUUUUGAACAGCCUAUUGAAAUGCAGCUAUUAAUUCGUACUGUAUAUGUUUGUUGCAAGUUGCUAAGCAAAAGGGUGAAAAUAACUAUCACUGUGCUUGGUAGGCUAUAUGAACUGCUUGACAGUAGAGAUUAUGGUGUAUGCGCUAUGUGUGCUGAGUUACCAAUGCAGCUUGUGUGAGUAUGGGUGAGGCUAUAGGUAGGUAUGCUUAUCUUGUGGUCGCUUGGUCUCAAGUGAAGCCCCCCCCCUGCAGUCCAUGGCAGGAGCAACGGGAAGGGAUGUUAAAGCUUAAGUGCAUGCAUACAUUUAUAAGAGUUCAUCUGGGUUGUGGGAAGGUAAGGGAUAUUAGGCACUUUGCCUGUCAUUGAGACCCAGUCCUAGGUGGUUCAUCCGAUGCCCCGUUGGGGGUGGUUGUGCUCCCCUCGCGCUGUCAGUUGCUCAGUGCUGGGCUCCGGUUCGCCCUGAGAGUAGCGUGUGUUCCCGGUUGGGAUUUUUGUGGGUCGGCGUGGACACUGGCUGCUGCCGGUUCGAGUUAGUGAUGUUGUGGUCGCGGUCGGGUUAGGUUUUACGCUCCGCCGUCUGCGUGGGCUGCCUUGAUAUGUUUUGCCCCCCUCGAGUCUGCGCUGGUUCACUGCCUUUCUGUUGGGCUGUCUGUGAGGCUGUAUCCCAGGAUUUCCUUUAGUUUGAAUUGAGUCUUUGGAGGGCUGUAUUGGGCUGUGGAGGGUGCGUGGUGGUGAGUGAUCCAGUGCCGUGCCCAAGGGUGCCCCCCUCGCUGUCGGCUGCACGUGGCCCCUCUCACCUGCUCUCUUGGGGGUUUUCCGACUUGUCUGUGCGCUCUGUGCUCGGAGCUGCAGUUUCUCCCAGAACUUGGCGAACAGCUCAUCAAUGCGCCUUGUGAGGUCGGUGCUGCUGUCUGGACGCUGCUUUGGGAUUGCAGGCUGGAACCGCUGUCGUGGUGAGUACUCAGCCGCCAUCUUGUGCGUGCCUUGUGUGUCGCCGGCCCUGGAGUUCUACUGUGUCUCGUCUGUCUGUGCAGGUGUGGCACUCCGGGCUCACGGCGAGGACCGGGAUAUCCCCCUCCGGUCCGGGGGGGGGGUUAGGAGGUUUGAGGGUCGAGGUGCUUCUGCAGCAGGCUGGCAGAGAGGAGAGCGGCCGUCUCUCCCUCUCCUUCUGUCUCGCAGGCCUCGGCAACCGCAGUGUGGGUCUCCGGGUCGUCAGGCUAGUGAUUUGGGUAUCGGAAGAUGUGCCCGGGCGUCCCCCAUACGGUUAUGCCUCACCCGAGCAAAACAAAUCGUUUGUUUUGUGUCGGAGCUCGGACCUGGCACGUCCGCUCGGUCUGGAUGUUAGGCUCCGCCCCAUGUCCAGCCUUUUUAUUGUAGUCUCAAACCCUGGUCAAAGUUAGUGUAAAUUGUUUUUAACCCUUUUUCACACAAACUGUACUUUCAGUCUAAAACACUCAUGUUUGUGUUCUGUGAUGUCUUGUGUGUUUAACAGUAACCCCACGCCAUGAACAGGUAUCAUGGGGUUUUGGAAAGUUGCAGGGUCAAAUAUAGGGAUUGCCCAUUUUUCAGUCUUCGUGCCUGUAAAUUAGGCUAAGAAAAUCACUUUGUCAAUGUCUUCUUUGAAAGAGUAUGGCGACACAGGCCCAUGGCUGGGCUUAACGUAAACAGUUGCAUGCCAAGGUCAGGGGAAUUCAGAAGUCAGAGUAGUCUGUAUAAUAAACCAAUAAGUGUUUGCAGGCAACUAGCAAAGAAUAAUCAGGGAAGCUGGGGUCAAAAAUACAGAAAAAUCAAACUGACAAAGUUCCAUACAGAAUGCUUUAAUAGUUUAGCUAUGUGUGGUAGACUCUGAAAUCAUCUGUUAUGCAGAGGGCAGGUAAUGAUGUGCAGGAAGGACAGUUGUAUCCGAAGUCCUAUUGGACUCCUUUCUUGAAGCAAAUGCAACACUUUCUCCUGGGUAACUCUCUAUUGGGUGUGGGGGGUAGGAUUCGGGAAGGAAAGUACUUGACACACGGUCUUCUUCAUCUCCUGAUUCCAAAGUGGGAGGACUUUGGGGACUGUGUAACUAGAAUAUUGGACAAUAGUUUCAACAGAGAAUCAUUAAAUGGGUGUGGCUUCCCUUUGGCUGCUAUUUUUUUUAAUAUAACAAAGAUGUAUUGAAAAUUGCAACCUGUCUUAAACCGAUUGCAAUUUUCUUGUACAAGGUCUUACUUUUUCAGUUCACCAGAUAAGGCGGUCUACAUUGAUCAUCUUCUGGUCUACAAAGCACUUUGCUUUUUCCAGGUGCUCAGUUCUUCCUCUGACAUACUGGCACUGUACCUUUGUUGUGCAUUGUAGACCGCAUGCAUACAUCUUUCUUUAUCUUAACUAAUAAAUAGAAACACCAUGCAAGUACGGUAAACAAAGGUAUUUUUAAACACAAAUUAGCUGGGCAACUAGCAGUCAUCUUGUCUUAAGUUGAACCUCUCACUCCACAAAACUUCAUUGUACAGCUAGUUUCAAUAGCACAAUGUAAACUGUACAAAUCAAAAGCUUGCCAGGCACCCAGUAGUGCAUCAGGAAGUGAAUGUUGCAUUGUUACUUACAAAGUGAAAGGUAUCUAUUGUAUUUUGCCUUCCUUGUAAGAUAGUGUUCCCUCUGAGAAGGGGAAUCUCUGCCAAAAAUGUAUUAAUAAAAGAACAAAAAUGCUAAAAAAAAUAAAAAAUAUAAUAUAUAUUAUUUUGAAGGGGGAUUUGACAGUGUAUGCUGUCUGCUGCACAAUUACAGACAAAUGGCCACCUGCUUUGUUUAGUUUGUCAAGUUACAUGACAAUAAGUCUUGUUUGAAACUGAAGAAUGGUGAUCACAUCUGUUAAUGUAGCAAUUAUGAAACAUGGCUUAUUUUAUAAAAAUGACAUAAGCAAGUUAUAUUGCUUCUUGACAAAUGAAACACAAAUAGUUUCUCAAACGCAACGAACUAUGCACAUCUGCACAGUUCUGCAGAAAGUUGUCAUAAUGGACUGUACCCAUUAGGAUGAGUCUGCUUCAAGCCCUAAAACAAAGUAAUUUUAGUACUUUUAAUAGAUGUUUAACAUGUAUGCCAGCCAUACAUGUUAAGCAGGGUAUGCUAUUUUUCUCUUGUUUAAUUAGCUCUAGCAUGAGUAGUGCCUAUUUCUAGUAAUUGUUAUAUGAAAUGUCGGGGCAGCUAACAGGGAUAACAUUUUAAAUUAUUUUAAAUCCUUUUUAUUUAUUAUUGCCAUCUCAACCCCUUGAUGCAUGGACAAAACCUGAAAAUGUAAUUUAUCCUGUUGAGCUCCAUUGACAUUUUUGUUGUGUUUUUGUCUUUACCCAGCAGAGAAACUUAUUUUUUUACCCCUCAGAAAAAAAAAAAAAAAGCAUACUGUUGAAAAAAAAUAUGUAAGGCACUUUUUUGGUCAAAUCUUCUGUUUAGGGACUAAACAUUUAACUUUUUCUCCAUUACUGUGAAAAAUUAAGUUGGCAGCAUUCUUUCAUCCAGGUAGUGCCCUUGGCACUUGAAAAGACUUCUGUGCUGACUGUAAUAGCAGCGGGCUAUGACCUGUAUUAUACAGAAAACUGUACAUACCACAUGAGGGGUUUAUAUUGACAGUUGAUGGCAUUUGGGGGAAAUUUCAUCUCUCAAUAUUCUAUCUUUAUCCCUCUGAGUGAUCUGAAAAAUCCAGGCUGAUAAUGGCAACAUAAAAAUGUCUUAUGGCUCCUAGUAGUGCCUCCCUCCAUGGGUCAGAGAUCAAAAGAUGUCAUCUGAUAGGCUUCCCUUGUGUACUUACUUGGUGUAGUCCUUUUCCAUCCCAUAUGUUGCUUACCACUGGUGACAGUGAGAAAGGAAAGAAGAUUUGUUGUCUGCUGUUUCUGAAUGAUGUCUUGGCAAACACAGACUUUCCCACUCUUUCUCUUGAGCGCUGCAUUCUGGCAGAGCGGGAUGGUAGUAGCAUCAUCCCAGCGCGCGGUUUGAAUAUGGUGCAAGGGGAGCAGAAACGUAAGGACUAUUUUACAGUAACGGGUUGGAAGACAGGUAGCAUUUUCCUCUCUUUUUAAAUACACAGAUUAUUCUGAGUGUAGUAUUUGGUACACUUGGAGGAUAACAGACAAGAAAAUGCAUGUGUGUAAUGCUUUCAUACAAGCUGUAGUAGUAUCGGUGUGUAGUGGUAUUAUCCCCACUACUGGACGUAAGCGUAGGUAGGGUCACUUUUGUCAAUCACAAUGGAACAUGUAAUGACUGAAUAAAAUCCAAUAGUGCAAUAUUGUAAGUACAGAGUACAUAAUGUCUUGAAUAAUAAAGGAAAUUUUAAUAGGAGCUUGUAUAAAAACUCUAUAACAUGUGACUGCAUUAGGCUGUAGUGGUUCUGGUGACUAUAGUGUCCCUUUAAGAACUGUAUUCUUGUCGCUGAACAUGAAGCUUUUGAUAGUUAAACAUACUUGGCUCUUAACUUUUUUUAGCUAGUUACUAGAAUCUAAGUAAAUUUGUCAAGCCCUGCAUUAAGUGGUGCUACUAGGCUGAGACUGCUAUUCAGUACAGUAUUUUUUGUUCACUUUAAAUGGCAUAUUUUAUGCUUGAUUUGUCUUAUUGCAAAUAAUUAUCUGCUUGUGGAUUCCUGAAAGUAAAACUUUGUUCAUUCAUAAAAUUUGAACGUUUUCAUUUUUGUUCAUUAAACCCCAAAAAAAGUUUGCAAUUAUACGGUAUCCCUUCGAAAGUUGUUCAACUAAGCACCAGUGUCACAAAGGUCAGCAUCCCAGCUUCUGUUUUGGUUUUUUUUCUACAAGGAACCCGCUGGCACUUUUGAAAUGCUGUUUUCAAAAUACCAUUAGAAUGCAGAUUGACUUUAUGGGUAUAAUUCCUGCAUAGCUUAAAAGCAGUCGCCUUGUUAGUACCUGAUAACUUUCUUUCGGGGGUCGUCGCAAACACUUUGCUGCAAGUGUACUUCUCUCUGUAUAAUUUUAUUUUGAUUUUGAAAAAAAAAAAAAAAAAGCUUAAGGGCAGUAAUCAAAACUUAAUGGAACACAUCUUAAUACAUAACUUUACCAUAAUCUGUUUUAAAAUGUACAAUAUGGAACGCCUUUUUCUUUACAGGAAACUCAGGAUUUCCCUUUUACUUGUCAUUAGUCUAACACUUGUGUUGCAAAUUACUCAUAAAAUAUUAACAUACACAAUUACAUCAGGGCUCGACAAAUCCCAGGUAGCCAUGGCGACUAAGAAUUUUGCCCUGCGUCCUGGGAUUGGUUAGCCCGUUCCCUCCUCUUCCUAACUCAAUCGCCGUGUAGGGCUCUGUGCGCCAGUGUACCGGGAGGAAGUGAACUCUAAUUACUUUCUCCCAGCGCUGAGGCAGCACAGCAGGACACCUGGCAAAAUCGUCUGUUUGCCUCCCACCCACAUUUCUCAGACCUGACCGCCUGCCUAAUCGUUCCCCUACGCAGCUUCAGCACCGGGAGGAAGUAAUUGCAGAUCCCUUAACUUCCUCCUGGCGCACAGUGAGCUGCACAUGAUAUCGAAACAGGUGGAGGAAAGGAGUCUUGACCAGAGGCAGCCCAUUCCCAUUAGGCGCAGCCAGCCCCACCAAUCUGCCUCCAGCUGUGCUCAAUCCCACUGGACCCCAGGGAAGCCACUCUCCUGUGCCCAAAAGGUAGGAAUAGGAGAGUGGCUAAAAAUGUUUUAAUUUUUUUUUCUGUGUGUAUAUAUGCGUGCUGUGUGUGUAUCAAAUAAUAAAUAUCUUGUGUGUGUCUGUCAAUGAAUGUGUAUGUUUAGGUCACCAGCCCCCCUCCAAUCGCAUGGGAAUGUUGUUUUUACUCACAUGUUUUCCAAUGCCUUGCCAGUCUCGCCGUAGCUGGCCCGCCUCCAUAACUGAGAUUAUCAAUUACCAAUCAACAUCUCAUAGUGAAGCAUUAAAGCAGUGCAUCUCUAUGGGGAACUUCAGCGCCGCCUCCACGCUGAAUGUAGGUGCUGCAUAUUGUGAAGCACUGAGAUAGAGACUUUAGUGGCUGUUGGAAUGACUGCCACUAGAGGUGUUACUAGGUAGCAAUUUACACGUUUGUUCUCCCAAAUGAUUAAAUUGUCAUUCGUGCCCUGAAGUCGUGUUUUAAGCUUGCAUAGGUUUUUGUGUAUUUGUAACUCUUCCCGCCCCCCCCCCCUUCCAUCCCAAAUUAUUUUUGUCAUGCAGAAAAAGUGGAACACUGCACACUUACCUGAAUGUGGAUCGUUGUGCAUGUGUAGUGUCCCUUUAUGUACAGAGUAUUUGAUGUUUUUGUAAUGUCCCCUUUUUAAUAUAGAGCUUUGUCUGAUGCACCAUGUGGUGAGGAAGACUCAAGUAGUUUAUUGUGGACCGCUUGAGUGUGUAAUGUGCUUUCUUUUCUAUCUUAAAAUGAGUAUGUGUUUAUGUAAACAGAAGCUAACAUACAUCAGUUACAAGCGAUAUAUCUUAUUUAAAAAGUUUUUUUUGUUUUUUUUUUAUUAUAAUAUUGCAACGGUUACAAUUUAUAAAAUCUUACUAAGAACUCGACAACCCAUACUUCUUAAGCAUACUAUAGAGGUCUCCAAGGCUGCCUUUGUGAAUGAAGAGGGAAACCAUUUAAAAACAAAUGCUAAAUUUUACCUUUUCUGUCAUUCAGAUGUUUGUUGUGGAUAGAGUGGAAGGAGAUAAUUGCUCUCUACAUGAGUUUUCUGUAACUGGAUCAACAUACGCACCCAUGGGAGAAGUGUAAGUAGAAGAUCUUUAAUCCUUCAUUAUAGAUUAUCAUUGCUAGUUAUCACGUUACUUUUUUGCACUGUUUGUAUUGAAAUACAAGGUGAACAUAGAGUCCAUUUGGGUUGUUAGAAUUUGGUAAUCAUACAGUAACUCGUGUAGAUGUGAUUUAUAGGUCCCCAGGACAAAUAGAAGAGUUAGAUCAUCUAAUAGUUGAAGAAAUAGUUAAAAUGCCAACGAAGGGGGAAGUUAUCAUCAUGGGUGACUAUAAUCUUCCCGAUGUGAAUUGAAAAACCAAAGUAGCUGCUUGUGCCAGGAGCACACAUAUUCUAAACUCCCUACUGGGUUAGUCUCUAAAACAAGUCGUUGAGGAGCCAACUCGUAAAGAGGCCAUACUAGAUUUAGUGUUAACAAAUGGAGAUUUGGUAUCAGAUAUUACUGUAGGUGAAAGUUUAGGAUUAUCAGUCAGUGUGGUUUAAUAUAAGAACAGUGACUAAGUCACAACACACAAAAACAAAAGUUUAAGACUUAAGAAAAACAGACAUUUCUAAAAUUAGAAUAUGUGCAAAGGAGUCAUCAGACUGGAGCAAUUUAAAUGGAGUCCAUGAGAAAUGGGAUUAUUUAAAAGUUGUACUGCUAAAGGCAACAGAAAAUGGCAUUAGGCUUGUCAGUAAAAGCAAAAAAUUCAAGAAACCACUGUGGUACUCCGAAGAUGUGACCAAAAUAGUAAAAACAAAAAGUUGGCAUUUAGUAAUUAUAGAUCAUUCUGUCUUUCUCACUCUGGUUGUUGUUUUUUUUUUUUUUUAAUAAGAUUAGGCAGAAAGAGCCUAAGCAAGUUAUAAGAGCUUCCAAAUCGCACACAGUAGAGAAAAUAGCACAGUCAGUAAAAGAAAAGGACAAAACAUAUAUUUUAGAUAAAUGCGAAAAGCAAAGUAAAACCAGGAUUAGUCGGAUUAAAAACAAAAGGAAGGUAUGAAGAAGAGGAUAAAGGUCUAGCUGACUGUCUCAAUUAAUAUUUUUGUUCAGUAUAUACAGAUGAAAAUGAAGGAAAGGGGCCUCAGUUAGGAAAAAGGACAAAUUAGGCAUUUGUUACGUGCGAGUUUACAGAGGAAGAGGUUCUAUUUCAACUUUCAAAAGUAAAGACAAAUAAGUCAAUGGGACCUGAUGGAAUAUACCCAAAGUUAUUAAAAGAGCUUAGUGGUGUACUAGCAAAAGCAUUAACAGAUUUAUUUAACCAAUCAUUGUUAACAGGAGUAGUCCCAGAAGAUUGGAAGUUGGCGAAUGUUGUGCCCAUUCACAAGAAAGGUAGUAGGGAGGAGUCGGGCAACUAUAGGCUAGUAAACCUUACUUUACUAGUGGGGAAAGUAAUGGAAACCAUGUUAAAGGAUAGGAUUGUUGAACAUCUAAACACAUGGAUUUCAUGAUCAGAGACAACGUGGGUUUACUUUAGUGAGAUCGUGCCAAACUAAUCUUAUUGAUUUUUUUGAUUGGGUAACUAAAAUUAUAGAUCAGGGUGGUGCAGUAGACCUUGCUUACCCAGAUUUCAUUAAGGCUUUUGACACUGUUGCACCUAUACGGCUUAUCAAUAAACUGCAAUCUUUAAGUUUGGAUUCCAAUAUUGUUGAAUGGGUAAGGCAGUGGCUGAGUGACUGGCAACAGAGGGUUGUCGUCAAUGGAGUAUAUUCGAAGCAUGGGCUUGUCACCAGUGGGAUACUUCAGGGAUCUGUACAUGGACCCAUUCUCUUUAAUAUUUUUAUUAGUGAUAUUGCAGAAGGACUUGAUGGUAAGGAAUGUUUUUUUUGCUGAUACUAAGAUAUGUAACAGGGAUGAUGUUUCAGGAGGGAAAAGCCAAAUGGCAAAUGAUUUAGGUAAACUAGAAAAAUGGUCAGAGUUGUGGCAACUGACAUUUAAUGUGGAUAAGUGCAAGAUAAUGCAUCUUGGAUGUAAAAACCCAUGGGCAGAGUACAGAAUAUUUGAUGGCGUCCUAACCAACAUCUGAGGAAAGGGAAUUAGGGGUGAUUAUUUCUGAUGACUUAAAGGUAGCCAGACAAUGUAAUAGAGCUGCAGGAAAUGCUAGCAGAAUGCUUGGUUGUAUAGGGAGAGGUAUUAGCAGUAGAAAGAGGGAAGUGCUCAUGCCAUUGUACAGAACACUGGUAAGACCAGUAUCUCCAGAAGGAUAUUGAUACUUUAGAGAGAGUUCAGAGAAGGGCUACUAAACUGGUUCAUGGAUUGCAGGAUAAAACUUACAAGGAAAGGUUAAAGGAACUUCAGCUGGAAAGCUAUUCCAUGCAUCCACUACCCUCUCAGUAAAGUAAUACUUCCUGAUAUUUAUUUUUUUUUAAACCUUUUGCCCCUCUAAUUUAAGACUGUCUUCUUGUUGUGGUAGUUCUCCUUUUAAAUUUAGUCUCCUCCUUUACUGUGUUGAUUCCCUUUAUGUAUUUAAAUGUUUCUAUCAUCCCCCCUGUCUCGUCUUUCCUCCAAGCUAUACACGUUAAGAUCCUUUAACCUUUCAUGGUAUCGAGAGCUAGUACUAAUGCAGAGCGUUGCUCUUUUAAUGUAUGAUACUACUGAGCAUCGGAUGAUGUAGUUCUAAUAUUGGCUCGCACUGCUCUGUCACAUUUUUGUGCCAUUUUGUUUCUAUUUCAGUUGUACAUAGUUUGUUAAUAAUUGUAUUAAGCUUUAUAAUGUUAUGAAGUAAUGAUGUGAACAUAUCACUACUGUAUUUCUAUUUUUCCAUAGGCUGAAAGAUGACAAACUUGUGAAAUGCCACCAGUAUGAUGGUCUGGUAGAGCUUGCUACCAUCUGUGCUCUUUGCAAUGAUUCUUCUUUGGACUUUAACGAGGUUUGUGCGACUAUUUAUACAUUUUUCAAUCCACUAUCUUGUGUUCACUUUGAGGUUAAAUCCUAUGUAUACUUUAGUCAAACAGGGUUUGAUCAAUGUACCUGCCUUGGUUCUUCUUUAUUCAGAUCUCUGCAUUUAUUCUAAUAGUUGGUUCAUUUACUUUCUCUCCAAUCUGAUUGACGCAUAAAAAAUACAAGUUGUUUUUUUUUCUUUUGUUUUUUUGUCUAUUGACCUUUCUCGACAUUCUUUCUUCCAAACAGGCAAAGGGAGUGUAUGAAAAAGUUGGGGAAGCUACGGAGACUGCACUUACAUGUCUGGUUGAAAAGAUGAAUGUUUUUGAUACAGAGCUGAAAGGUCUAACAAGAAUUGAACGUGCAAAUGCUUGCAAUUCGGUGAGCUUCAAUGUAGAUUAAGAUGAAUUGCAAAGCAUACAGAAAAAAAAUGCAUAUUGCUUCGUGUUAACACCUUUUUGAAAUAUAAUUUAUAGGUCAUAAAACAACUGAUGAGGAAGGAAUUCACUUUAGAGUUUUCAAGAGACCGAAAAUCCAUGUCUGUGUACUGUACUCCAAAUAAACCAACCCGCACUAGCAUGAGCAAAAUGUUUGUCAAGGUAAGGAAAACAUUCUGUAAAAUCUAGCAUUGGUUGUGAUGAUAUCCUCUCCCUCUCUGACUUAUAGAAAAUUUAAGAUAUGUUAUACCCCUUCCCCCCAUUUCUUUCUUUAUUGCGAGUUUUUGCACAUAGUGUAAAAUAUUUCAGUGAGCAGCAGGUUAAUGAUUCUAACAGUACAUGCAUACAUUUGUCACCAAGCUGGGCUUACUCAUUUUUUGUUGUUAGGGGCUUAUACACCCAGGCUGCCCUAUGGGUGGUCCUAAGGCGUGUGGCUUGGGGGUUGCUGGAGUCGGGCUGCAUGCGCCUUGUGGCUAAUUUGUGUAGCACCGUGGAGCUUUAGUAAGGCGCUUAUUUAAGGUGUAUAGAACUUCUUAAAGCCGGGUAUGGGUUGUCUUAGUAGUGCUAUUCCGGGAGAUUAGGGUCAUGCGCUAUAUAAUCAGUGGUCUGCUACUUUUGCGCAGUGGUUUCGCUUGGCAACCUUGUGCUGGUGGGGUGGGAGGGGGGACAUGGUGACUUUAACUUAGAGUUACAUCUAAGGUAUAUUUACUUUUAAGUAAACUAUCCAGCACUUUUUAUAUAGAUCUGCAGUUCCUGGUUUACAGUCAUUCUCUUUUAAACCGCAAACUAGAGGCUUUGCUAGCAGGUCUACGCGUGUGUAGUAGCUCUGCCUUAACCAUAGUACUGUAUUACGGCGGUGUUAGACAUGAGUCUGACAGGCCUGUCAUAUCUCCUAGCAAUAUCGCUUACCAGUAGCCAUAUCAAACACUAAGAAAAUGGCCUUGAGUUUUCCAUGAUCGUAGCAGAGCAGUUCUAUAGACUUUAUGCUAUCUGUCCAGUACCCAAAGAACAAUCAAAAAUGUUAGCAUACAAUAUUCAUCCAUUUAUCUCUCAAUCUAUAUUAAUAUAUUAUAAUUGUUUGUAUUAUUGUUUGAAUAGGGGAAAUAACUUAUUUAAUUUUUUAUGCAUAACUGCAUCUUAUUAAUUCAUUACAACUUUUUCUUGAAAUUGUGGGGGAUUGAAAGUGAAUUUUGAAAUGCAUUUGCUAUCAUAGGGUGCUCCAGAAGGCUUAAUUGACAGAUGUACCCACAUUCGUGUUGGAAACGCAAAAGUGCCUUUGACUCCAGGAGUGAAGCAGAAGGUUACGAGUGUAAUCAGGGAAUGGGGCUCUGGCAGAGACACCCUGCGUUGUUUGGCACUGGCAACACAUGACAACCCACCAAGAAAAGAAGACAUGAAUCUUCAGGAAUCCUCCAACUUCAUUAAUUACGAGGUUAGCAUUUUUUUUAUUCUUCUUAGUGUUUGUAUUUCUUAAUAAACUGACUUGUGUCCAUUAAAAAUGUGUGGUUUCUGCUGAAGCCGUCUCAAAGCGUAUGUUUGACUUUGACAAAUUAUAUCUUUAUUUUAGAGGGCAGAACAUCCAUUAAGUAUAACCUGUGUAAUCUUUAUUCAACCCCUCUUAAUUAUAUUGAACUGUAAAAUCAAUCUGUAAUGUUGAAAGCAAGUAUGCGUAUGUAUAACUUUUUUAUUUUUGUAUCCACUUUUGACUUUAGACUAACCUGACCUUUGUUGGCUGUGUGGGAAUGUUGGACCCUCCCAGAACAGAAGUGGCUGCUUCUGUAAAAAUGUGCAGGCAAGCAGGUAUUCGUGUGAUCAUGAUUACCGGUGACAACAAAGGAACUGCAGUUGCAAUUUGUCGUCGUGUUGGUAUCUUCCGUGAAGAUGAAGAUGUUACAGAAAAGGCUUUUACCGGCCGUGAAUUUGAUGAGCUGUCUCUGGCUGCACAGAGGGAUGCUUGUAUGAACGCUCGCUGCUUUGCUCGUGUGGAACCUUCACAUAAGUCUAAAAUUGUGGAAUUUCUACAGUCUUUUGAUGAAAUCACUGCCAUGGUAAGAUAACUGCAGUAAAAAGUACAGCAAAACUCCACCACUGCUUCUUUUCUUUUAACUUGAUCUGUUUAAAAUGUUUAUUUUUAAAGUUAGACAUGCACACCGUCCUGGAAUUGUGACCCACUUUUUAUGCACUUUGUUGUUUCGAUUUAAAUAUACACCCAUCUGACAUCCGGUAAUUAGUGAUAUUUCUUGAUGCUCUCUUCUUUUCUACGACAGUGCAUUAUGGAUCCCAAAAACAUCUAAAUAAGAGUGCCUUAUAUGUGCAGCAAUCUUAAUGCUCAAGUUGUCUUCGUUAUGCUGGUGAAUCUUAUUCAGCUCUUGGAGCAGACAUCAUUGCAUGCACAAGAGUACAGCAUUGAGAUCUAUGGAGGAUCCCGCAGUACAUAGGCACAGCUAAUUCUCUGCAGCCGUCACUGGUGACAGCUGGACAGGUUGACACUUAAAGAUGGCGGUAGCUCCAUCCAGCAUCUAGAAGGGUCAGGCUACGUAAAUAUACAGACCAUUUAGUCCCUAUUGUCUCGAUGUCUCUUGACUGGGUUGGAAUUUCAGUGAGAUCGUAACACCUUCAAAAUGAGUAUUUCAUAAAGCUUCUAUCUUUCUGAAAUAUUUAUUCUUCCGUUAAGAUAAAGAGAACCUCUUGUCAAUGGAUGCCUCCUCUGCUCCAAUUAGUUUGCACAACUUCUUCUACAUUGUUUUAAAUUGUCUUAUCUAAAUGGGGGGCACAGGAAGGGGGGGGGGGGAUUACUAAAGUCUUGACCAGAGUUUCUGAUGUGUGUGUGUGUGUUAAAAGUAUGCUUUCUGUGUUUCAGACUGGUGAUGGAGUAAAUGAUGCACCGGCACUUAAAAAAGCAGAAAUUGGAAUAGCCAUGGGGUCGGGCACUGCAGUUGCUAAAACAGCUUCAGAAAUGGUCCUGGCUGAUGAUAAUUUCUCUACCAUUGUGGCUGCUGUGGAAGAAGGACGUGCUAUUUAUAACAACAUGAAACAGUUUAUUCGAUACCUCAUUUCCUCUAAUGUAGGAGAAGUUGUUUGGUAUGUAUCAUUCAAAGAUUAACCACAUGUAGUGUUUUCACUGCACUGCCUGAACAUAUGUAAGGAAGGGUUGGGUGGCAAAAUUGGCUGAGUGAGGGAGGGAUACAGCAGGCAGUGGGAGUGAUCUGAAAGGGUCACAUCGUAGGGUAAGGUAGCACAUAGACAUUUGCGUGGUUUUUCCUACAACAGUUCAUCAGAUGCAUAAAAAAUUUGAACCAGGCAUUUAAAUCAUUCAUACCUGGUCAAAAAGUUUAUUGGAAUCUGUAGUAACAUGUGGCAAUUUAUGUACCGAACUAUACAAGUCUGCAGUCUAUAUGAGCAAUUGGUGCUCAGUGGCCCAUUUCACAUCAACACAGUAAGAAUUCUUAGUGAAUGCCAGAUUACCUCACCUGAUCUCUGUAUUGUUGGGCAAUCAUGUGGCUACAGUCAAUCCAUUAAUAGAUGUAAUGUGUGCGGGUAUGUUACUUCCUGCGGUGUUGCGUAACAUCGAGUGCCAUGUUCUGUGAAGUCCUGCAUAUAUAAUCAUGCAAAUUGGCACGUAUUUAAGUUAUGACAUUUCAAAAACCGACAUUCUAUACAAUAUGUAUAUGUACCACAUUCUGUCACUAUGUAUACUAUAUAUGUUUUACAUGUUUAUGUAUACAUUUUUCUUAAUUUAUUUUAGUAUUUUCUUGACUGCUGCUCUCGGUUUCCCUGAAGCAUUAAUACCUGUUCAACUUCUUUGGGUUAAUCUGGUGACUGAUGGUCUACCAGCCACUGCACUGGGCUUCAAUCCUCCUGAUUUGGACAUUAUGAGCAAGCCACCCCGCAAUCCCAAGGAGCCUUUAAUAAGUGGUUGGCUAUUCUUUCGAUAUCUAGCUAUUGGAUGUAAGUAAUGCUCUCUUAAAGUCCGAUUGUCGCUGUUCUAUACCAGUUUCAGUUUAUAUAUUAGAUUUUUCUUUUGAAUGAGCUACAAUCAACAACGUCAUGAUUCACCAACUAAAAUGAACACACAAUGUCAUGAAAAUGAUUUAUUUUGAACACGAGCUAGCUCAUUAAUUGAAGGCAAAACCAUUUUCUGCAGUUUAUCCCUUGUCUGUCUUUCUUAGCAUUUCAGGAUAACUUGUACCAAUCCAGCUAGUUUUUUCCUGUUCAUGUGUGAUUGUUUUUUUAUGUUAGUUACACUGUUUUGUGUUUGAAAACUGGUUAAUAGGACUGACACACUUGAUUGUGCUUCUGUUUUUGUUUUUUCUGCUAUCCUAAAUAUGCUAAGUUUAAAUCCUUAAUGGCUGAGAGUUUGUAACACUGCAAUUAUUUAAAAAAAUAAAUAAAAUAAUAAUCUGCUGUCACGUAGGUCAUUAAAUCUACUUUAUUUUCCUAGGCUAUGUCGGUGCUGCUACAGUUGGUGCAGCUGCUUGGUGGUUCAUUGCUGCUGAAGAUGGACCAAAAGUGACAUACUACCAGCUGGUAUGUGUAUUCCGUAAAAUUUUUUGAAUGUGUGUUCGUGUAUGUAUAUUAGCAUAUUGUUUUGUGGGUGGUGGUGGUUGUUUUUUGAGGGUUUUUUUAUGUUGUGUAAUACGACUGCAGUGUAAUAAUCAAAGUAGGGGGUUUAAAAAUAGAACACCUGGUUACAAAGCUUUUUAAUGUAACUCUAGGAGGAGAAAAUUUAAUCAGUGUGCAAAAUGGAGCCUAAUGCACACUCCGUAACGGUGUUAAAGUUUAUUACAUAGUUCUUUCGUGUAUUUGAUUCACGUUUUCUUUCAAGUUUAAUUGACAAAUGGCAAAUAUUUUAGUGUUGUACUUUUAGUAAUCUUAAACUGUAUAAGCUGUUUAUCUACACACUUAAACUGAUCUUUUCCUUAUUUCAGAGUCAUUUUCUUCAGUGCAAAGAAGAUAAUCCUGACUUUGACGGUGUCAACUGUACAAUUUUUGAAUCUCCCUAUCCAAUGACGAUGGCCCUCUCUGUUCUUGUUACCAUAGAAAUGUGCAAUGCUCUGAAUAGGUAAGUGCCAAUGAGUACAUAAACAGAUUUUGUUGAAAAGAAAAGUGUGUAUGUGUACAUUGAUCAUUAAAAGAAAGUGUGGCUUGUGUAUACAUUAUUAUUAUUAGGCUGAUGUAAUCCACAUCUUCCUGGAAAGAAUAGUAGUCAAUUAUUGUGAGAUCAAUUUUCUAUAUGCCAUUAAGAUUUAUAUAUAAGAACAAAUAUCUUUUUAAAGCUUUGACAAAGACAUUGCCAUAUUUGGCACCAUGAAGUUCUUAUUGCAUCUAUCAAUGUAAUAAGUCUAUUUUUACUUUUGCCAAUUGCAGGGCUUAGAAACAAAUUAUGAUAAAUAACAUUAGAAAUAACAUUUAUAUAUUUUUAUUUUUUUUAAACUCUCUCUAGUUAAAGGGACACUGUAGGCAUCCAGACUACUUCAGCUAAUUGAAGUGGUCUGGGUGCUGUGACCCUUUUGCACUUAGUGCUGCAAUGUAAAACUUUGCAGUUCCAGAGAACUGCAAUGUUUACAUUGCAGCUCUAAGUCUGCACUCAGUGGCUGUCUACCAGACAGCCAUUGGGGGCGCUUCCGGAAUGCUAUUGGGGGUGCUCACGGACCUCCAGCGUCAGAUUUUCCCCAUAGCAUAGCAAAGCAUUGAAUUAAACAAAAACGGCUUUGUUUUCCUGGCACUAUAGGAUCUCUUUAAGCCAUUGACUGUAUUUUGGAUUUGUAGCAUUUGGCAGCAUGCAGGUGUAAUGUGUUUAAAAUGGUCUUGGAGUGUAGUUGACCAACUUUCUUCUGUUUUGUCAUUUCUUAAGCUUGUCAGAGAACCAGUCGUUGUUGAGAAUGCCUCCGUGGGAAAAUGUUUGGUUGCUGGGCUCCAUCUGCUUAUCGAUGUCACUACAUUUCCUUAUUAUUUAUGUAGAGCCAUUACCGGUAUGAUUUUAAAAAUUUUUUUUUAUCUAAUUAAAUUAAUUUCCAACAUUUGAGCUGUGGUUUCUAACCAAUUUUUCUUUUCAUUUUUCUUUAGCUCAUCUUCCAGAUCACCCCGUUGAACUUGGUUCAGUGGCUCAUGGUGCUGAAGUUCUCAUUACCAGUUAUACUUCUGGAUGAGACCCUUAAAUUUAUUGCCCGUAACUACUUGGAACCUGGUAAAGAGUGUGAAAAGCCUGAAGCCAAAGGGUGCUCUUUUUCCGCAUGCACUGAGGGCAUCUCUUGGCCGUUUGUUUUCAUCACGUUACCUUUGGUUACCUGGCUUUACAGCACAGACACUAACCUUACUGAAAUGUUCUGGUCUUGACUGACAGUUUUACAGAAUGGAAAUGUUUAAUUUAACCUGUUUUUUUUUGUUUUUUUUUCUCCUUUUAAAUUUUGGUUUCCAACGCAACUGUCUAUUUCUGCUGAAUUUUCACAUGAACAUAGUGCUGGUAAAAGCAAAUUUUGUUUUUCAUAUUAGAACUUAUUUUGCUUCUCCCUACAACUCUGUUCAGGAAAAAAAAAAGGACGAGGUUCCCAGGUUUUUGGUUUUUUUGGUUUUUUUUUUUUUUUAUAUGCAUAGUGUUCAUUCACAUGUACAGAAAACUAAACACUAUUUUAUGCAAAUAUUUUUUGUAGAUGGGGGGAAAAAAACGCAUGUACAGUGUUCUGUUUCGUAAUCUUCAUCCUAGAAAAAUAAAAGGAAGCAAAAAGGAAAUAACUGAUCCAAUGGACAUUAUCUGCAGAAAAUUGGCAGCAGACUUAGGGAAAGUGAUUUAAUUUUUCAGAGACUAAAAAAAAGCAUGAUCUGUCUUUCUGCAUGGUUAUUUGGAUUUGAUAUCAUUGUGCUGUCUGUUGAAUGGUCUAUCUUAACCAUACGCCAGUUUUUUUUUUCUUUUAUUUGUUUUCUGCACGUAGCAGAGUAACGCUACCUCAGUCAGUAUUUUUGUUAACCAGUUUCUCAUUUCACUGUUUAUUUACUUUUUCUGUUUACACAAUUCCCUGUAAGAGGUAAGCAUAUUCUUGCUUGUGCAGCUGAUAUAUAUAUAUAUAUAUAUAUAUAUAUAUAUAUAUAUAUAUAUAUAUAUAUAUAUAUAUAUAUAUAUAUAUAUAUAUUCAGCAUUUAAAUCAUGUUUCCUUUCCAUAGAUUUUUAAGGUUAUUUAUUUGAAUGUCUAAUGUAUUUUAUUGUAACAGACAUUUUGUCCCCCCCGUCAAGCUGCCCGUGUCAGGGUCUAUACUUCCCAACCUGGUCAAAAAUAAAAAACUUUUAAUGGACAGAGAAAACUUGAUGUCUUGUCUAUAUCACCCAAGCUUUUUCAUUUUUUGUUUUUCUUUAGAACCUUUCUUGUCAUUUUUGAGUAAAACAAACAAACAAAAAACCUGCGCUGCUAAGUUAGUCUGGAUUAUUUCUUGUGAUAGAGCACACAAAUAACCAUAAUUUUUUUUUUUUUUUUUUUAAUACUGCAAGUUAUUCUGCGGACUUGUAUUAACCAGAGUUAGAGAUGUAACUUGAUUUGUGUGCAUUUUUGUAAAAUCUGUAAAUAGCACAUGACCAAAUGAACAUAUUGUAUAGAACUAUUUUUUAUUUAAGUGACACAAAUGAACAUCAUUCUGCUACAGCAUGGGUUUUUUUUGGGGGGGGUUUAAUUCCUCAACCUCCAAUGUUUGAGUCCUUUACCGUCCUAACUGUGGUGUUUUUCUCCAAAUGCCUUCCAACCUUCAACAACUCAAGUGAGUAUUUCUUUCGUUUAUUUAAAACAAAAACCAAAAAGGAACCUCAGUUGGAGCCGAUCUGUUUAGUGAUGCAAGAAAUUACAGUUUGUGUUGUAAUAAUAAAUGGUUACAUUGUCCAAUCAAUUCACCAUGUGUUUGUCAUACACUUCCAUUUUAAUUCAAUAACUCCACAAACUUAGAUUGGUUCUACCUUUUUAACCAUUUGACUAUGUUUCAAGCAUAGCUAGGUGCUGUUAAUGUCUGAGAAUAGUACUUGAAUUAUUUGCCAUUGCUGAAAAUCCCACAGUGGGAUAUUAGGAUGUCUUCUAUUUACUUAUAUGACUUAAAAGAGAUCAAAAUUUCAAGUCCUGUGCUAGUAAACAGGCCUAAAAUUGACUUGCCAUUGCAAGCUUAGUUCAGUGGCUCACUUACAAGGGUGAAUUUUAAGUCUAUCGGCAUCUUAACUUCUGUAAUAGAGUGUGUAGGGAACUGCACUCACUCACAUCAGUCUGAGCCAGGAUGCCUUUUCUGUACUGGAACCAAAACGCGAGAGUCCCAAAUUUGUAAAGAAAUACUAUUUCUUGGCAUCUUAACUUCUGACAACUCUCUGGAAAUUUUGGUCCCUGACCUGUGCUUUAAAUUUUUAUUUUUUUUACUGGGUGUUUUGCCACUUUAGUUUUUGGUUCCACGGUGGGCAUUUAUAAGUUGUGCCAGUAGUCUAUCAGUGACUAUAUGAGGCUAUAGCUGAAGUAGCUUUUCACUGCUGUUGCUGUAUGUUGGGAAUGUCACAGCCUUGUCAUUACAGUGAAUAUAAUGUAUGGUCUAGUUACUUAUUUCCUUGUUUUUAUAUCUCAUCCAAGUCAGUGGAUUUGCCAGUUUUGCUUUUUUUUUUUUUUUUUUGGAAUUAUUUAUUUUGUCAUGCAUGGGUUAAACAAGAUACACUUACACCAGCAAUGCCACAACAGCUAAUGUCAGGGUUUUCAUAAACCUAUAUAAACAAUCAUAUGGCAUGGAUAAACUGCACAUUUUUAUAUUUUAUGAGACAGUGUGGUGCAAGUCAUAGCGUGCAUGUAAGAGGCUAUUUAGGCUUAUCCACUGAUUAUGUAACAGACACUUAAUGAAUGAAUAUUCCUGAGUAUACCAACAUUUCACUUAGCUUGGUUAUUAGGUAGCUUGAUAACAGUAUAUGAAAACAUCUGAUAGGUGAGAAUAUACUGUAAGAUUUCCACCCCCAGUGAUCCCCACGCCAGCAAGAUUAGUCAGUGUCCAUGUACCAUGAGACCCGUCUCAAUGAAGAAACCGGGGAACAGGGCCAUAUCCACCUAACUUUGCUUCAGGGAGGCAGGGCAGCGGCCGGCCGUCCCGCCCACCGCCUGAGCGAUCUCCAUCUUGGGGGACAGAGAGCACCCUUCCAAGGGACUAAAACUGUACAACAAGCCUCUCCUCGGGACCAGGGUGUCUUCUUGCACUGGGUCAAAGCUGCCAGUCGUCAGAUAGGUACUGGUUUGGUGUUUUUGGGCUAAAAUUAGUGAAGAUUGCAGGAGCUGCUCUGGUGUGCGACCGUUCAGCAUGGCGGUCUGCCUCCGCCAGUUAUGCAUUUUAACUGCCGUUUGGCUGCUUUAAUUGCAUUCAGCCAAUAUGGAGAACGCUGGAAUUCAGAUUCUGGUCAGUAAUCAGAAAAUCCACACAAAUGAUCACAGGGUGCAGCAUCACAACAGCUUUAACAGAUGGCAUAUUCUAUAUUUUUUCACCAUGUGGUCAUCACUUUAGACCUUAGGCAUGUUCUAAUAACACUACAAAAUGACUAAUUACAAAAAGGUCUUCCACAAUUAAACACUAUUAUGGCUAUACACAAAAGUGGGACUUGUUGGGAAUAAAAAGUAAAUUGUAAGGUCAAAACAGUCAAUCUGGAAGUAUAGCUGACAUGGAGAUGUUUUCCAGUUUUGCUAUUUUUGGCUUUUCUAUUUGAAAUUCACUUUGAAUUCCUGACAGUUCUCUCUUUCGUGAAUAACCUUCUCGUUGUCAUAGUGAGGGAAUUCUAAAGAUGAUGUAUUGAUAUGUGUUUGUCUGGAAACUGAGAUCAAUACGUCCGUUGCCACUUUCCUAGUGCUUAGCCAAUAAACCAAUAUUUACUAAGAUAGCUAUUGUCUAAAUGUUUCCUUUCACACUUUUUUUUUUUUUAAUAAGGCGGAAGACCCUAUAAUAAACACAAAGAUUAAAAGGGGCACUGUAUGCACCCAGACUACUUCUGCCCAUUGGAGUAAUCUGGGUGCCAACUCCCACUACCCUUAACCCUGCAAGUGUAAUUAUUGCAGUUUUUUUUUUAUAAACUGCAAUAAUUACCUUGCAGGGUUAAGUCCUCCCCUAGUGGCUGUCUAGUAGACAGCCACUAAAGGGCACUUCCUGCUCCAUAGCACAGGUUUUUGUGCUAGAGUGUCGCUGAACGUCCUCACGCUGUGUGAGAACCCCCAGCGUCGCUCAAUUCCCCAUAGGAAAGCAUUGAAAGCAUUUUCAAUGCUUUCCUAUGGAGAGCUCUAGUGCGCGGCAUUGCCGCUCAUGCAUUAGGUUUCCUCGGCCAGCGGCAGCAUCAAUCUCUCCCACUGGCUGACGUAAGGAUAAGGAGCGGCGGCGACCAGAAACCACCGCCGAGGGACAUCGGUGGGGGUCUCAGGUAAGUGACUGAAGGAGUUUUCACCCCUUCAGCAACUGGGGAUGGUGGGUUGGAGGGAGAGGGGACCUGCAGUGCCAGGAAAACGGGUUGUUUUUCUGGCACUGGAGUGUCCCUUUAAUAGUGCCAAAAGUAGGAUAUUUAUAAGUUGUGUAUUCAAAUCAGACUUUAAUUUUUUCUUUCCUUUUUAAAUUGUUGUAUACAAUCAUGAAUUUGUGUGCUUGGGUUUAAAUUUGCAUUUAGAGUUGCAAGAAGUAUGGGCAUGUUAAAUUAACAAUUUCAAAGUUAUAUUUUGUGUACAGAAAUCUUCCCUUCACAUUAGGGAUAGUUUAGCAGAAGUACAAAGGGAACACCUGAGCAACCUGAAGGCAUGCAGCAUAGAGUCCAUUUUAUUUAAUAAGCAAAGGAAAAAGUGUAGUAAUAAAACAAUAUCCAUAAUUCAUGUGUGAAAGCAUAAUCUUUCAGCCACAUUUAAGCUUCUGGAUCCACAAUAUUGUGAAGACUGAUCUCAUCAUAUCCUAGGCAAUAGGAAUGAGGAAGCAUUACCGAAUUUUUUAAAUUUUCUUCUAAAUUAUGGUAGUGUUUAAAAAAAAAAAAAAAAAAAAUUAGUAAUUGCCUCAACUCCUCCAUAUAAACUUCCUGCAGCCUUCAUGCCUAUAAUUAAAUCCUAUUUGAGCAAAUUGAUCAGAACAGUAAUCUCUACCUAGCUACUAAAGCUAGUUGUGGGUUCUGGCGUUAAGUACAACUACCGGAGGCUGGCAGAAAACUGGCUUGUGACUCUCUUAUGCGACCAGCUCAACUCUCAAAUACACAACAAUGAUCAGAUGACCAAAGAAAGUGGAUGGGUUGGGACAUUUGGCUCAGGUAGGUCAUGUCACUGGAUCAAUCAAACUGUGGUGAUGAAUGUUUACCACAGAAAGAUUUAAGCCUUCUAACCAACAUUGGCUAUCCAAUAAUGGAUGACCACAAGAACAAAAUCAAUUGCACUAAAUUUAAAAUAGGACGGGUUUCAUCCUUCAAACAUUUCAUCUAACAAGCAGUUGGAUAAUUGGCCAACAAUAGCUAAACUUCAUCUCCACCUUAAUAAUUAAAAGAAGAUCCCACCCCGUAUUGAGUUUCUCUAAACUAUCAUGGAUUUGGUGGAAGAAUUCCUAUUUGGGAUCAGGCUUGCUACCUCAGAUUGUGCCCUCUUUUUCCUUGGGAAUCUGAAUUGAAGUCUUUGUUCUGAUAGUGUACGUUAGUCCACUCACUUCGUUUCAAAUUGAGUUCAAAAGCCACUCAUUUAAACUGCUCCUUGCAUUCUACGUUCAAGAACUUGGAGUGGAGAAACUCCUGGACUUAAUCCAUACUUGGAUGUUGUUUUCCUCCUACCCUGCAGCAGAGAAUGUUCCUGUAAAAUUAUGGCUUGCAAAUUCUAAGAAACUAUUUAUAUGUUUUCAUCUAAUGUGCAUUAUCCUUUUGAGUCAAGGUUGCAAGAAAAUUUAAUGCAGAGAGACAAAGACUCACUUGGUCAUGAGUAAUAUGUAGUACAUAAAAGCUUUUGUACAGCUCCAACAAAUGUUAAAAAAAUGCAACAUAUGAGUACUGCAAUAUAAAUGCUGGACUUUAUUGUGAGAAUGGUAAUCCUUUAAUGCCAGCGUUCAUUAAAACAAAAUAUACGGAUUACAUUCAAUUUACAGGCCUGUAGUCAAUGUGAUUAAGGCAUGUGUCACACUACAUAUGGCCUUGCCAUAUGUAGUGUGACACACUGCUUAUUUAUCCAAACCAGCUUGUAGCAAGCUACCCAACAUUAAUUUUUUUUAAAAUAUAAUCCUGAAGUUGGAAUGUUCUUGGCAUACUUUUGAAUUGUCUCUCUUUCUAACCUUAAACUCUUACUAUAAACUGCCCUUGUGCCCCUCUUAUUUGGAAUUCUAGGAAGCUUGUGUAGGAGCAUGCGAUCAUGCUCCAAAGCGAUGAUGUGAAGAGUGAGAGAUGUUUAAACUGCAGCAAACAUAUAGAGAUUAGUCUUUAAAGUCUAUUAAAAUGUUAUAUACGUGAUAUGUGUUAGGUUAUGAUGUUACAUAAACGUUCCAGCCAAACUACCUUAACGUGUGCUGCUGAUUUGGUAUUUGUAAUGUAGAAGUAUUUUUAGAUUGAUAAAAUUGCUCAUGUGUACAUUAAAUUAAGCAUAUCUUACUAUACACUGAUGCCGGUAUUAUAAGCAAUAUCUUGGAGCCAGUAUGUGAUAGUUUCUUAACUAAACUUUAAAUUGGAACACAUGGAACGUUUUGGCAAUGGUAUCUUACGUUAAAAAUAAUCAGGCUGCUGUAGUUACAACGUGGAUAUUGUAGCCUAAUUUUGUUUUUGGGGGGUUUGAAAUUUACUACAUUUCAAAGUUCCCAGAACGGCUAUAUUAGUGCCUCUGUUCACAAAAUGAUGUAAUCAGAAAGAGCUUUUGGCUUUUUUAAAAUCCAAGUUUGUACCAUCUAGAGACCUUUGCUUUGAGCUUGGCCUACGUCAGGCACAUGAUACAAAACACAAAGUAUUUUCUGCAAAGGUGGCUGGCAUAAGGAAUCUUGUCAAUUGUUGGACAACAGCUGAUGAAAUUGUUGUACUAAAUACAAUGUUUGUGUCAAUCACACCUGUUCAUUCUCCUUUCAUCACUUUUUUCUUUGAUUCACUUACUUUUUAACUCAUCACUGCUUGUAUGACACAUGGAAGAUUAAUCCACUACUUUAUUUAAACACACAUACUAAUGGAGAACAUUGCCGUGCACUCGAUUCUGUAUAUUCCAAAUUCAUAUUGUGCAAUGCAAAGUUUAAUGAGCAACCAAGCCUGAAACUCCUGCAGGUUUGAUUAGUGUAGAGAAUUCAAUUCAAUUUGUCUUAGGGUCAAAUCUACAACUGUAAUAGUUAUAAACGGUUACCGUUUUGAUUUAGAUUUUAUUUUUUGUGUGUCUCUAAUGUAAAAUACCGACUAUAGUUUAGUGAAUAAAUCCGUAGUGUGUGGGUUUUUUGGUUAACCAAAUGCAUUGCUCACUUUUAAUAUAUUUGUAAUGGUCGUCGCUUGUUGUCAGGUACAUAGAAUUUGCCUGACCACAUCUAAUCUUCAACACAAAAUUAGAAAAAAGUAGCUUUGUUCACUAAACAGUGCAUUGUUCUAUUUGCAACUAUGUUGGCUAAAAUGAAAACCGAAUUUUGACUAUUUCCUAUAGUUUACAAUUUUGUUAGCAACUUGGUAUUUAGUGAAUAACCCCCAACUGGUUCAUGGUUCAUAUUCUGCCACCCGAAAACCUGGUCUUUAUUGAUGCUUUAAUUGCUGAUGACCUCUUUCUUCUUUCCUUUUCAGAACAACUGGAGUAAUCCCCUUUAACAAUUUUGCAGAAAUGUAAGGUUGCGUUGUUGCGUGCGUGUGUGUUUAAGCAAGCUACCAAAAGAAAAUGAAAAAAGCCCUCUGCAUGUAUCAAAAAAAUAAAUCUUUUCCUUUUUUUUUUGAGAGAGAAAAAAAAAAUGUUUUGGAAGCUUCAACCGAGAGGAUUAUACGCUUCGCAGAGAAGAUGCAAUAUUUGUCUUUUAAAAUGUUAAUCCUUUCAUGAUAGAGGAAAUAGAUUCUGGAGAGAUGAGCGAAUUCCCUCCAGCAACAAAACUGAGUAGGCCCAAGCAGUAUAGCCAAGUUUCCAUGUUUCCCGCCAUGUAAAAUAUAUCAGUAGAUCAUGUAGUGCAUGCUUUCAGUUGUAAGUAGUCAAAUGUCUGUAUUGUAUCAUUUUCAUUAUAAACCGCUAUGUAUAAUAUGCACUUCUAUUUAUAAAUUUCAUUAAAAAGCUGCAGAUGUUGAAUGUUUUAAAAUGUAAAACUCCAGUUCACCAUUUCAUAUGUUGAUUUUUUUUUUUUUUUUUAAACUCGUUUUCAGUGUGCAAAUGUCAUUUUUUUUGCACUGUAAUAAUGUAACUUAUUAAAUUAACUAUAAAGUGGUUAUAACAGAUUUUGGUGCAAUACGAAUAUUGUGAUGCUUCUAUUAAGAGAAAAUGUCAGUUACUGCAAAAGCAUGUUUGGCCUUCUAAAUUAUUGUAAAUAAGUUAAGUUGUUUAAUCAAUGCUGACAUAAGCAUCAUAAAAUUGUUAUGGUUUCAGGUAAAUAAAAGUUUGUUCUUACAGACUCUCUAUUUA
Molecule: messenger RNA, 45758 nt
Organism: Pelobates cultripes (western spadefoot toad)
Lineage: Eukaryota; Metazoa; Chordata; Amphibia; Anura; Pelobatidae
Source: the annotation of a GenBank genome assembly